AUGGGCAGGUGUGGAAAUGGGCCCUGAUCCCAGAUCAUUAGGAGUUGGUAAAACCGCACAAACAGAUCUGGGACCAGGCUAUAGGGUAAUGUUUAUAUAUUAUAUGAUAUGAUAUUUUAGAGUAAUGUUUGUACCAGAGAGAGCUGUUCAGGCUAGACUGGGUGCAGCUCAAAUGGCACCCUAUUCCCUACAUAGUGCACUGCUUUUGACCAGGGCCUAUAGGGUAGUAGUGCACUAUAUAGAGAAUAGGGUGCCAUUUGGGACACUACCAUGGCCUGUUCUGUGAAGUUGUUGUUAUUAUUAUGGUUUGUACUUUGUAGGCUACUGUCUGGGAGGAGUUUCAUCAUAUAGAUUCAUGACCCUUCACUUUAACUAGCCCACAGCUGUUGGUGGGAAAGAAAGUCAAGCAGGUUUGCAUUGGCUGAGGUUGCAAAGUUUACAAGUUCAUGUGUGCGUGCAUGCGUGUGUAUCUCUACUAGGGAAAGAACUCUCUACCAAACUACUUAAUGUUACUGACUACCUGAGCAGCAGCAUCUUGUGUUACUAGCUCCUCACAAAGCUAAUAACGGACUCACUGUCGUCCGUCCCGUCGAUACCUCAACCGGCCCACAGAGAGACCGAAUGGCCCAACGGACUGGAUCCCUGCAGCGCUUAUCAAAGUCUCUCUCCCUCUCUCUGUUUCUGUUGUCUCUCUCUCUCUCUCUCUCUCUGUUUCUCUCUCUGUUUCUGUUGUCUCUCUCUCUUUCUCUCUCCCCCCUCUCUCUCUCUCCUCCCCUCUCUUUCUAUCUCUCCGUCCCUCUCCCUCUCUCUGUGUCUGUAUAGGGUGCCCAGUGAAAGUAUGUAAUUCUAGACCCUGAUAAAAGCACUGUGUUAUCGAAUAGGGAGUACAUUUUACAUUUUAGUCAUUUAGCAGACACUCUUAUCCAGAGCGACUUACAUGAGCAAUUAGGGUUAAGUGCCUUGCUCAAGGGCACAUCGACAGAUUCUUCACCUAGUCAGCUCUGGGGAUUAGAACCAGCGACCUUUCGGUUACGGCACAACGCUCUUAACCACUAAGCUACCUGCCACCCCAGCGGAGGAGGGAAAUCGUUGUAGCUGUCCGCCAUAGAAGAACUUAGUUUUUAAAAUCCCACCAACCCUAAGGGGAUCUGUAGGAUGGGGGCGCUGAGUUUGGGGGUUGGGGGGGAGGGUCAUGGGUUGUUUUUGUGUCGAUGUGUAAUGUGAUUCCCUAUUGACAUUAAAGAACUCUCUCUCUCUCUCUCUCUUUCUGAGCCUCUCUCCAUUCCCCCCCUCCUUCUGAAAGACAUCUUUCAGAAUUGGAUUACGGCGGCUGAAUGGUGUUUGUUCCCCCUCCGAUGUGUUUUUGUUCAGACACCCCCUACCCCCGUCUGUGUGUGUGUCCGCCGCUCUUCCAGGCAGCCCUCAUUAACAGGGUAAAUAUAUGCAUGUUGUCGUCCGUUGUCUCGGCCUGAACAGCCCUCUUAAAAGAAAUAUGACAACACAGGCACUGUGUGUGUUGUGGUCACAGUCAAGGAACCUUGUUCUCUACAGCAGGGCCUGUAUUCGUAAAGUUUCUCAGUGUGUGAGUACUGAUCUAGGAUCAGUUUAGCCUUUUAGAUCACAGUUAAUAUUAUUACAUGGACAGGUGGGACCUGAUCCGAGAUCAGCAGUUGAGAAGAAGGCCUUGUUUUGCUCUGUAGACCGAAUCUGAAAGUGGUCCUAUUUCCUACAGCAGGGCCUGUAUUCAUCAAGUAUUCAUAGGGCUCUGGUCAACAGUAGUGCACUAUAUAGGGAAUAGGGUGCCAUUUGGAACACAGCCAAGGAUUCAGUAAAGAAGCACAUUGUGCCAGUAUUGUUCUAAAUCCCUACACAAGAAGAUUCCUCACCGGGAAAAUAAAGUUAUUUUAAUUGAAAAUCUCUCUCUCUCUAAGUAGGGUGAAAUUAAUGUAGGAGAGAUUAUACAGCUGUAGCUGUCGUGCAAAUAUGUGAUUGCUUUUUUAAUAAUAUUGCAUUACUGUAGUUCAGGCUGUGUUUCAUCUAGGCAUACUCUGUCAGAUUAAUUUGGUGAUGGCUGGCUGGCUGUAGAGGCACAGGGAUUACCCCAACAUGUCACAAUCAUGUUUUUUGGUUAGAUUUCCCAUCAGUCGCUUGCCUGACUGACUGAAUGACACAUACGCACACACACACACACACACACACACACACACACACACAGGCACGCACACACACACCCACACUCUUGCCUGACAGUGUCAAGUAAUUUGCUUUAUUCCUCUCUCUCCCUCCAUCUCAACCGAUCCCUCCAUCUCUCUCUCUAUCCAUCAGAGGAGUUUUAUUAAGAUAUCUUGAUAGAGUUGGCAUCGUGUGUGUGUGCUGUGUGUGUGUGUGUGUGUGUGUGUGUGUGUGCUGUGUCUGUGUGUGCUGUCUGUGUGUGAGGGGUCAGAGGGUCCUGAUGGAUAUGAGGAUUGUUUCAUACUGAUGCCUCCUAUCACUAGUGAUGAUUGAGACCUGACCUACCAGGGUAGCAGCAACAAGCAUAAGACUGACAACAUUCAGGACAUCUGGACGGGAAAAUGAUGAAUAAUACACAUACUGUAUAGUACCACACACACAGGACACACACACACACACACACACACAAACACAAACACAGGACACACACACACACACACAAGACUGCACUAAAUUGGUCCGUGGACAUCCUCGGGAAAGGUGUGGGAGGAUACAGAUCUCAGACACAGAGAGUUCAUAUAGUGCCCUGAGGCAGAACACACAUACACACACACACACACACACACACACACACACACACACAAACACAGAGCAUCAGUAGAGGUCAACACUCUCCAUCUGAUACUGGUCUCUAGCGAGCUGAGAGAACAUAAUCAGAUGUCAUUGGGAGGUGGGGAGUGGGGGGGGGGGGGGGAGAAGAGUGUAAAAAUGGUCUGAGGGUUAACUGACAGAACUACAUCAAACAUUAUUCUGGAGAAACACACACACACACACACACUGUGUCACACACACUGACAGGGACUAACAUGCUAUGGAGCUGCUGCAGUGACUCAGUCACCGUGGGAGGAGAUGUAGACAGGACAUACACACUGUAGAAGUGACACGGUGUCAGCUACACUGGACAACAAGUGACACUGAGUCACUCCCCUACUGCUGACACACACACACACACUCACACACACACACUGUGGACACGCACGUGUGUGUGUGCUUGUGUGUCCUGUCUCCAUUUUCUGCCUGCCCUGAGGGAGACUCUGCAUGUCAGGACCCACACACGUGUACCCCAAUACAGAAUUAAGGGGGGGUGGUACGUCAAGCACCCCUCGCCAGCCCCCUUGGCUACCCACUUCUUUAAGUAUUCAUUGGAACACUGAGGGGCUGUGUCUGAAAUUGAGAAUAGGAUGCCAUUUCAGACACAGCCAAGGACCUGAAGGGGAGAAGGUCGUUGGCGGAUCUCACUGCUGUACCACAAGGGACUGAAACGUGAAGAAGUGUGUGUAUUGUGAAGUGUGUAUAGCACAGGCGGCUGGUGGCACCUUAAUUGGGGAGGACGGGCGUCAUAGUAAUGGCUGGAAUGGAAUGAAUGGUAUCAACGCAUCAAACAAGUGGUUUCCGUGUGUUUGAUACCAUUCCAUUCUAGCCAUUAUUAUGAGCCGUCAUCCCCUCAGCAGACUCCUGUGGUGUAUGGUGUCUAAGUGUCUAUAUUAUGAAGUGUGUAUGUUAUGAAGUGUGUAUCCUAUGAAGUGUGUAUGUUAUGAAGUAUGUAUUUUAUGAAGUGUGUAUACUAUGAAGUGUGUAUGUUAUGAAGUGUGUAUACUAUGAAGUGUGUAUACUAUGAAGUGUGUAUACUAUGAAGUGUAUAUGUUAUGAAGUGUGUAUACUAUGAAGUGUGUAUCCUAUGAAGUGUGUAUGUUAUGAAGUAUGUAUGUUAUGAAGUGUGUAUACUAUGAAGUGUGUAUGUUAUGAAGUGUGUAUACUAUGAAGUGUGUAUACUAUGAAGUGUGUAUACUAUGAAGUGUGUAUGUUAUGAAGUGUGUAUGUUAUGAAGUGUGUCUACUAUGAAGUGUGUCUACUAUGAAGUGUGUCUACUAUGAAGUGUGUAUACUAUGAAGUGUGUAUGUUAUGAAGUGUGUAUGUUAUGAAGUGUGUAUAUAUAUACAGUGGGGGAAAAAAGUUUAGUCAGCCACCAAUUGUGCAAGUUCUCCCACUUAAAAAGAUGAGAGAGGCCUGUAAUUUUCAUCAUAGGUACACGUCAACUAUGACAGACAAAAUGAGAAAAAAUAAUCCAGAAAAUCACAUUGUAGGAUUUUUAAUGAAUUUAUUUGCAAAUUAUGGUGGAAAAUAAGUAUUUGGUCAAUAACAAAAGUUUCUCAAUACUUUGUUAUAUACCUUUUGUUGGCAAUGACACAGGUCAAACGUUUUCUGUAAGUCUUCACAAAGUUUUCACACACUGUUGCUGGUAUUUUGGCCCAUUCCUCCAUGCAGAUCUCCUCUAGAGCAGUGAUGUUUUGGGGCUGUCGCUGGGCAACACUCCCUCCAAAGAUUUUCUAUGGGGUUGAGAUCUGGAGACUGGCUAGGCCACUCCAGGACCUUGAAAUGCUUCUUACGAAGCCACUCCUUCGUUGCCCGGGCGGUGUGUUUGGGAUCAUUGUCAUGCUGAAAGACCCAGCCACGUUUCAUCUUCAAUGCCCUUGCUGAUGGAAGGAGGUUUUCACUCAAAAUCUCACGAUACAUGGCCCCAUUCAUUCUUUCCUUUACACAGAUCAGUCGUCCUGGUCCCUUUGCAGAAAAACAGCCCCAAAGCAUGAUGUUUCCACCCCCAUGCUUCACAGUAGGUAUGGUGUUCUUUGGAUGCAACUCAGCAUUAUUUGUCCUCCAAACACGACAGUUGAGUUUUUACCAAAAAGUUAUAUUUUGGUUUCAUCUGACCAUAUGACAUUCUCCCAAUCCUCUUCUGGAUCAUCCAAAUGCACUCUAGCAAACUUCAGACGGGCCUGGACAUGUACUGGCUUAAGCAGGGGGAAACAUCUUGCACUGCAGGAUUUGAAUCCCUGGCGGCGUAGUGUGUUACUGAUGGUAGGCUUUGUUACUUUGGUCCCAGCUCUCUGCAGGUCAUUCACUAGGUCCCCCGUGUGGUUCUGGGAUUUUUGCUCACCGUUCUUGUGAUCAUUUUGACCCCACGGGGUGAGAUCUUGCGUGGAGCCCCAGAUCGAGGGAGAUUAUCAGUGGUCUUGUAUGUCUUCCAUUUCCUAAUAAUUGCUCCCACAGUUGAUUUCUUCAAACCAAGCUGCUUACCUAUUGCAGAUUCAGUCUUCCCAGCCUGGUGCAGGUCUACAAUGUUGUUUCUGGUGUCCUUUGACAGCUCUUUGGUCUUGGCCAUAGUGGAGUUUGGAGUGUGACUGUUUGAGGUUGUGGACAGGUGUCUUUUAUACUGAUAACAAGUUCAAACAGGUGCCAUUAAUACAGGUAACGAGUGGAGGACAGAGGAGCCUCUUAAAGAAGAAGUUACAGGUCUGUGAAAGCCAGAAAUCUUGCUUGUUUGUAGGUGACCAAAUACUUAUUUUCCACCAUAAUUUGCAAAUAAAUUCAUUAAAAACCUACAAUGUGAUUUUCUGGAUUUUUUCUUCUCAAUUUGUCUGUCAUAGUUGACGUGUACCUAUGAUGAAAAUUACAGGCCUCUCUCAUCUUUUUAAGUGGGAGAACUUGCACAAUUGGUGGCUGACUAAAUACUUUUUUUCCCCACUGUAUACACUAAGUAUACAGAACAUUAAGAACAUGACAUAGGCUGACCAGGCGAAUCCAGGUGAAAGCUAUGAUCCCUUAUUGAGGUCACCUGUUAAAUCCACUUAAAUCAGUGUAGAUGAAGGGGAGGAGACAGAUUAAAGAAGGAUUUAUGGUAUGUGUCAAGAACUACAACGCCGCUGGGUUCUUCACGCUCAACAGUUUCCCAAGUAUUUGUUUAAAAUCUAUCAUUUCAGAGAGACAAAUAAUCAUGUGUUUUUGCUAAAUGCUAUAUGUCCGUCUCACUCUCAGAUAAAUAAGUAGUACUGCUAGGUUUUACACAGUCAAAUGUAAGAGUGUAUAAAUAGUCUGAGGGUUAACUGACAGAUCUACAUCAAACAUUAUUCUGGAGAAACACACACACACACACACACACUGUGUCACACACACUGACAGGGACUAACAUGCUAUGGAGCUGCUGCAGUGACUCAGUCACCUUGGGAGGAGAUGUAGACAGGACAUACACACCGUAGAAGUGACACGGUGUCAGCUACACUGGACAACAAGUGUCACUGAGUCACUCCACUGCCGCUGACACACACACACACACACUCACACACACACACACACACACAAUUCAAAUCAAAUCAAAUGUUAUUUGCCACAUGCGCCGAAUACAACAGGUGUAGACAUUACAGUGAAAUGCUUACUUACAAGCCCUUAACCAACAAUGCAUUUUUUUUAUUUUUAUAAAAAAGUAAAAUAAAAUAAGUGUUAAGUAAAAAAAUGUAAGCAAAUAACUAAAGAGCAGCAGUAAAAUAAAAUAACAGUAGGGAGGCUAUAUACAGGGGGGUACCGGUGCAGAGUCAAGGUGCGGGGGCACCGGCAAGUCGAGGUAAUUGAGGUAAUAUGUACAUGUGGGUAGAGUUAAAGUGACUAUGCAUAAAUAAUAAAUAGAGUAGCAGCAGCGUAAAAGAGGGGGAUGGGGUGGGGGUUGGGGGGCAGUGCAAAUAGUCUGGGUAGCCAUGAUUAGCUGUUCAGGAGUCUUAUGGCUUGGGGGUAUAAGCUGUUGAGAAGCCUUUUGGACCUAGACUUGGCACUCCGGAACCGCUUGCCGUGCGGUAGCAGAGAGAACAGUCUAUGACUAGGGUGGCUGGAGUCUUUGACAAUUUUGAGGGCCUUCCUCUGACACCGCCUGGUAUAGAGGUCCUGGAUGGCAGGAAGCUUGGCCCCAGUGAUGUUCUGGGCUGUACGCACUACCCUCUGUAGUGCCUUGCGGUCGGAGGCCGAGCAGUUGCCAUACGAGGUGGUGAUGCAACCAGUUAGGAUGCUCUCGAUGGUGCAGCUGUAGAACUUUUUGAGGAUCUGAGGACCCAUGCCAAAUCUUUUCAGUCUCCUGAGGGGGAAUAGGCUUUGUCGUGCCCUCUUCACGACAGUCUUGGUGUGUUUGGACCAUGAUAGUUCGUUGGUGAUAUGGACACCAAGGAACUUGAAGCUCUCAACCUGUUCCACUACAGCCCUGUUGAUGAGAAUGGGGGCGUGCUCAGUCCUCUUUUUUUUUCCUGUAGUCCACAAUCAUCUCCUUUGUCUUGAUCACGUUGAGGGAGAGGAUGUUAUCCUGGCACCACACGGCCAGGUCUCUGACCUCCUCCCUAUAGGCUGUCUCAUCGUUGUCGGUGAUCAGGCCUACCACUGUUGUGUCGUCGGCAAACUUAAUGAUGGUGUUGGAGUCGUGCCUGGCCAUGCAGUCAUGGGUGAACAGGGAGUACAGGAGGGGACUGAGCACACACCCCUGAGGGGCCCCCGUGUUGAGGAUCAGCGUGGCAGAUGUGUUGUUACCUACCCUGACCACCUGGGGCGGCCUGUCAGGAAGCCCAGGAUCCAGUUGCAGAGGGAGGUGUUUAGUCCCAGGAUCCACAGUGUGGACACGCACGUGUGUGUGUGCUUGUGUGUCCUGUCUCCAUUUUCUGCCUGCCCUGAGGGAGACUCUGCAUGUCAGGACCCACACACGUGUACCCCAAUACAGAAUUAAGGGGGUGUGUUACGUCAAGCACCCCUCGCCAGCCCCCUUGGCUACCCACUUCUUUAAGUAUUCAUUGGAACACUGAGGGGCUGUGUCUGAAAUUGAGAAUAGGAUGCCAUUUCAGACACAGCCAAGGACCUGAAGGGGAGAAGGUCGUUGGCGGAUCUCACUGCUGUACCACAAGGGACUGAAACGUGAAGAAGUGUGUGUAUUGUGAAGUGUGUAUAGCACAGGCGGCUGGUGGCACCUUAAUUGGGGAGGACGGGCGUCAUAGUAAUGGCUGGAAUGGAAUGAAUGGUAUCAACGCAUCAAACAAGUGGUUUCCGUGUGUUUGAUACCAUUCCAUUCUAGCCAUUAUUAUGAGCCGUCAUCCCCUCAGCAGACUCCUGUGGUGUAUGGUGUCUAAGUGUCUAUAUUAUGAAGUGUGUAUGUUAUGAAGUGUGUAUCCUAUGAAGUGUGUAUGUUAUGAAGUGUGUAUGUUAUGAAGUGUGUAUACUAUGAAGUGUGUCUACUAUGAAGUGUGUAUGUUAUGAAGUGUGUCUACUAUGAAGUGUGUAUGUUAUGAAGUGUGUAUGCUAUGAAGUGUGUCUACUAUGAAGUGUGUCUACUAUGAAGUGUGUCUACUAUGAAGUGUGUAUGUUAUGAAGUGUGUCUACUAUGAAGUGUGUAUGUUAUGAAGUGUGUAUGCUAUGAAGUGUGUCUACUAUGAAGUGUGUCUACUAUGAAGUGUGUAUGUUAUGAAGUGUGUAUCCUAUGAAGUGUGUAUGUUAUGAAGUGUGUAUGUUAUGAAGUGUGUAUACUAUGAAGUGUGUCUACUAUGAAGUGUGUCUACUAUGAAGUGUGUAUGUUAUGAAGUGUGUCUACUAUGAAGUGUGUAUGUUAUGAAGUGUGUAUGCUAUGAAGUGUGUCUACUAUGAAGUGUGUCUACUAUGAAGUGUGUCUACUAUGAAGUGUGUAUACUAUGAAGUGUGUAUGUUAUGAAGUGUGUAUACUAUGAAGUGUGUAUACUAUGAAGUGUGUCUACUAUGAAGUGUGUAUGUUAUGAAGUGUGUAUACUAUGAAGUGUGUCUACUAUGAAGUGUGUAUGUUAUGAAGUGUGUCUACUUUGAAGUGUGUCUACUAUGAAGUGUAUACUAUGAAGUAUGUCUACUAUGAAGUGUGUCUACUAUGAAGUGUGUAUGUUAUGAAGUGUGUCUACUAUGAAGUGUGUCUACUAUGAAGUGUGUAUGUUAUGAAGUGUGUAUACUAUGAAGUGUGUAUACUAUGAAGUAUGUAUGUUAUGAAGUGUGUAUGUUAUGAAGUGUGUAUACUAUGAAGUGUGUAUACUAUGAAGUGUGUCUACUAUGAAGUGUGUAUGUUAUGAAGUGUGUCUACUUUGAAGUGUGUCUACUAUGAAGUGUAUACUAUGAAGUAUGUCUACUAUGAAGUGUGUCUACUAUGAAGUGUGUAUGUUAUGAAGUGUGUAUGUUAUGAAGUGUGUAUACUAUGAAGUGUGUAUACUAUGAAGUGUGUAUACUAUGAAGUGUGUAUGUUAUGAAGUAUGUAUGUUAUGAAGUGUGUCUACUAUGAAGUGUCUCUACUAUGAAGUGUGUCUACUAUGAAGUGUGUAUACUAUGAAGUGUGUAUGUAAUGAAGUGUGUAUACUAUGAAGAAGUGUGUAUACUAUGAAGUGUGUAUGUUAUGAAGUGUGUAUCCUAUGAAGUGUGUAUGUUAUGAAGUGUGUAUUUUAUGAAGAGUGUCUACUAUGAAGUGUGUAUACUAUGAAGUGUGUAUACUAUGAAGUGUGUAUGUUAUGAAGUGUGUAUGUUAUGAAGUGUGUAUAUAUGUACACUAAGUAUACAGAACAUUAAGAACAUGACAUAGGCUGACCAGGCGAAUCCAGGUGAAAGCUAUGAUUCCUUAUUGAGAUCUCCUGUUAAAUCCACUUCAAUCAGUGUAGAUGAAGGGGAGGAGACAGGUUAAAGAAGGAUUUAUGGUAUGUGUCAAGAACUGCAACGCCGCUGAGUUUUUCACGCUCAACAGUUUCCCAUGUAUUUGUUUAAAAUCUAUCAUUUCAGAGAGACAAAUAAUCAUGUGUUUUUGCUAAAUACUAUAUGUCCGUCUCACUCUCAGAUAAAUAAGUAGUACUGCUAGGUUUUACACAGUGACAUCAAUAUUUGAAAAAUGUUAAAAAUAAGAAAAUAAAAAUUAAAUACAAUAAUAUGAGAUCUGUAUGUAAAACAUCUACAUUUGACAUUUUAAUAAUUUAGCAGAUGCUCUUAUCCAGAGCGACUUACAGUAAGUGCAUUCAUCUUAAGACAGCUAGGUGAGACAACCACGUAUCACAGUCAAAUACAUAUACAGGAUACAAACAUUCCAAUUCAGCUAAACAGUGGAUAUAUAAAACAUUUUCAUUCACCUAAAAGCAUAGGAAUCUAAAAUCUAUUAAUGUAAAACCUGAAAACAGUAAUAUUUUACACACACAUAAAAGUACCCAUAAGCAAUCAUUUCUGACGAAAAAGCACAACGUGAAAAACUGAAGUGUCUACAGCAAGUGUGUAUUUUGAAGUGUGUAUAAUGUCUAAGUGUGUAUAUUAUUCAAGGUGGCACAGUGUGAUGACUAAUGACGUCUCAAGUAGCCCUCUGGUACAUAAGAGACGGGGAAAAAAUGACUGAAAUAAUUACACAUACAGACAUGAGUGCACACACACCGACACACACAGUCAUGUGCAUACACACACACACACGGCAUCCAUCCCCACACCCUUGCCUUCUAUCACUCACAACCAGUAAUUUGUUGUUCCCAAGUAGAUCGCAGAAUUGGUGUCCUAUGUAGGCUCAUAGGGCUCUGGUCAAAAGUAGUGCACUACAUAGGGAAUAGGGUGCCAUUUGGGAUCCACCCCCAGUAUAGCCUGAACCACUGCAGUAGAACAUCCUCAUCUCGCCUUCAACCCUCUUAUUGCAUUUGAUGUGAGCAAUGUUCAUGUCCUCACAGAGAGACAGAGACGUUGUUCUGCCCCAGCGUUGUGUGUGUGUGCGCACAUUAUAAUGUUGCAGUCAUUAUUUAGUUUUAAGCCUUUCCCAAACAAUAGUCCUAACCUUAAUCACUCAGAAUUCAUGCCUAAACUGUUAACCUUUGAGUUGUUUCUGUUUUAACCCUGUAGCCGCAUGGAAUUAACCCUGUAAACACAUGGAUUUAAUGCAGCAAAAAUAGACAUUAAUCCAUAAUAUGUCGAAUUUCAAGGGAACUAUGAGAUCUUGUUGCUAUCUGUCAACUCCAGCUCACUAAUUAAUAACAGGGUAGCUGGGUUUGGUUUCCCAGCCGUUGUGUGCGUGUGUGUGUGUGUGUGUGCGUGUGUGUCAAACAUCAAGCUGGUUCUUUUCCCACUCAGUGGAUAUAAAGCCUAGAGUGAUCUGCUGACAGUGAAGGGGAGGAGAGAAAGGGGGAGCGUCCCAAUAAUCUCUCCUUUCUCCUGAAGUGUGCACUUGUUCACUUCCCUACACUGACUUAAGGCUGGUAUAAAAAAAUAUAUGGUGGGAACUCCCACCAGCCCAUGCCUCCACCAAUCCAAUGCUUUUAGAUUUGUGGGAAGUAGUGGACGCGUGUACACUUCAGGAGGAAGGAGAGAUAGUAUUGGGAUGCACCCCAUGGCCUGGGUCUGUCCUAUCAUGGCACAAACUGUUGGACACACAACAUUAUUACUAACAUCUGGGUCUGACUGGAGGUUAUUGGGUGGAAGAAGAAAAUUUUUAGAUUUUAUAAAGAUUAAAAAAGAAACAUAAUACAACUUCAUAUCUUAUCCAUAUGUUGUUACAUGUGUACAUGGCACCCGUAUUGGUUUAUAUAAAUGGAUUCAAUACUCAUCUACUUACAGGGAAAGGUAAGAACUGCAUAAGGCUGUUGAAUUCACAUAAUGCUUUAUAUACUGCAGAGCAGGGGUAUUCAACUCCUACCCUACGUGGACCGGAGCCUGCUGGUUUUCUAUUCUACCUGAUAAUUAAUUCACACACCUGGUGUCCCAGGUCGAAAUCAGUCCCGAUUAGAGGGUAAAAAUGAAAAGAAAUGCAGUGGAACUGGCUUCGAGGUCCAGAGUUGAGUUUGAGGGCUGUAGAGUCUAGCCAUACCAAUACAAUACCAUACGUGUCUUAAAUGUGGCCUAUGGCGAACCCCAGCGGAUGAAUGAGGAAUAACAAGGUGUAAUCUACCCAUUACGCACGUCUCCAAAUGCGCAAUGUGCGCAGUGCACUAGUCUUGGUACGGUAUCUGCUGCAUACCUACUUCUGGUCUUUUCUCAUUUGGUAAAAGAAAAAGACCGUCCUCCACCUUCUUUUCCCCGUCCGCUCUCCUCCGUGACCCGGAAAUCGUUAAGUGGUCGAGGAGAUGUAAUUUCGUUACUUUGCGAACUGAAGCGUGUCUUUCCUCCGUCCUCUCUCCUCCGUGACCCGGAAACCGUUAAGUGGUCAAGAGAUGUCAAUUAGUUAGUAGGCGACCGGAAGCGUGUCCUCCCCUCCUCGAUAGCCACCUUUCUUUACACCUUUAUUUUGGGAUCCACCCCUGUAAACGUAAAUUGCCUGAUGACGCACGAGUCGAGGAGGAGUCUCAUUUCAUAAAGCGCAUUUUCGUCGACUUUCCCUCUUCUUGUGGCCUAUCCUCGAUUACCUUUGACCUUUUUCAAAAGAAGGCGAGAGAAGACGGAAGAGAGACGACGAAGGAGUUGACCAAUUGAGAAAAGGCCUCAGAAUUCGGACGCGACUUUUCCCAUCUCCCUGCAGUACUAUGCAUAAUUAACCUCAGACGAGUUGGACACAUUUCUAAAGAAAUGCAUGCAUUAUUCAAAUUUUGAUGUCCACAAUUACUUGUGUUGUGUUACCUAAUUUCUCAAAAUCAACAACUGGACAACCUAAACAUUUCCAUAUUGCAACAAUUUGUUGUAGGAGACAAACGAGGUCCUGAAAGACAUGAUACUGUAUUGAAUUUGUUUCUCCAUUAUCGGCAACAGCCCAGUGUAGUCUACAUAUAUAUUUUGAAUUAGAAGAGGAAAACAGUAAUAAUUUAUAUCUUUAUUAAAAUAAUUAUUAUAUAUAUUGCUACAAUAGCCAACCACCUACAGUUAAAAGUACAGGCAUAAUCAUAAGUAUAGGACAUGGCAGACUUGACUGAUAUUUUACUAGAAGGCUACUAAAGAAAGAGAACGAGGGGGGAGACAAAAAUUGUUUGAGCGGACCUUUGGGGGAACAGUCCGUCCGUGGGGGGAAUACUGAAUCACUCCAGGAUGCUUUUGCAUUAGUCUUUGCGCUAUCAUACCACGGUGCAUUCCAGAAAAGGGAAUUCACCGUAUGUUACUGAAAGAGAGACGUUCUCACGAAGGGCAUAUUUUACAGUUGUCUGCAUCCCUAAAUCCCGUGGAUUUUUAACUGAACAAGAAAGGACGCACAUCAAGUUAUCAUCGUAAAAGGAAAAGAGGGAAUAUAAAAGGUAAGUAGCCUAAUUUAAUUAUGUGGGGGGCGCCUUUGAACAGCUCGUUCGAAAUCACCUGAAGUGCCAGACCUAUCAUUUAGAAAGAGAAGUUGUGGGGAAUUGGUAAUUUGGCUACUCGGAACUAAAUCAGUCGGAACUGCCACGCGAAUCAUCAUCGGGGGUGUAGUAAUGAUAUUGCUCUCUUUUUUUCUUCUUCGUUUUCAAGAUCCGUUCUUUUCCCUAUCUUCAUGCCCCGAGAGUUCAAGUUGUGUUGGCGGUAAUUGUUUUGGUGUAAACAGCGUUUCCGGUCACUUAGCCUACCUUUCGGCUAUCUAACUUUAGCAACAGGCCACCAUAAUCAUCUGUGAGUCAUAUCAAAUAAUUGAUGUUGGUUGUUUUUUGCUAUUGUCAUAAUUUGAGAACAUUCCGGAACUGGCUGUCUGACGGCACACACAGGUGUGCAGCUCCAGACCUGUGUCCGCUGAAUGCUUCUUAUAGAUGAAGUAUAAAAAUAUUUCAGAAGGUAGGAAUGAUAUUAAACAACAACCUAAUUAGCUGUAAAUAAAUUACCAAAUUAAAGCAAUCUGUUGCAGGGUUGGUAACCAAAUAAAGCAAGACAGAUAAUAACAAAUAAAAAUAAAGAUUAGAACAAAUCACUCCCAGGCAAACUUUAUUACGUUGAAUACAAACAAUAAUUUUGGAUGCCCUCUGCUCAGUGACAGUCAGUUAGUCUGGCUAUUGUCUGCCUCCUUAUUGGCAUCCUAAUGUGCACUACAUUGCCAUCCCAAAUGGCACCAUAUUCCCUCUAUAGUGCACUACUUUCGACCAGAGCCCUAUGGGUGGGUCCUGGUCAAAAGUAGUGCACAAUGUAGGGAAUAGGGUGCCAUUUCAGACUGCCUAUUAGCUCUGUUCACAGGGUACAUCAGAGUGUAAUCUCACAUGAUUGAAUUGUUACAUAAGUUUAGCAGAGUGCCUGCCAUCCUCCUCUCCAGCAUCCUGCCUGUCUUGCGUAGGAGGGCCUUCUUCCACUGUUCUAUCGUUGCUAUACAAAUCCAUGUACAUUUGAUGUGCUUGAAAAGGUUCUACUCUGCUCUGCAUCACGGUGUGAAACAUCACUCUGCUGGCCAAAAAGUCAUUUUGAAAUCUAUAGUUAAUGUACUAUAAUUUAUCCAUAUUGGACAUUUGUCACAUGGUGUCUAUGUCAUAUGGAGAAUGAAUGUGACGGUUGAUGUUCUGUUAAUUUAGGGGGAGGCAUGUCAUCCCCAGAGUCCCCAUGUCACUCUGUGUGUGUGUGUGUGUGUGUGUGUGUGUGUGUGUGUGUGUGUGUGUGUGUGUGUGUGUGUGUGUGUGUGUGUGUGUGUGUGUGUGUGUGUGCUGGCGGAAGAAGGGGUUUCAUCCCAGCCUGUUUUGUGGGGGAGGAGUGUGAGUGUGGUAGCAGAGUGAAAAGGCAUGACGUUGAUCACACACCCGGUAAUGUGGUAAUGUGCAGUCUGCUGUUUUUCUACAAGUGGUGCCUCACACAUGGUAUGCAACCCCACUGUCACAUACUGAUGAUGUCAUCAUAGCCAUGGCUGCUGUCACACCCACCACUGUAGAUUGAGAGCCAAUUGCUAUUGUAAGAUUGUUAGUAGCCUCUGCCGAGUCCCCAACAAAGAGGACAGAGAUAUGAGCGUCCAAUUGUUGCCAAACUUGCUUUCUUUAAGGAUAAAGUAAUGGUUAAAAGCCUAGGUAAAGGACUUGCUGGCACGAAAAUAGGCAUGAAUGAUCAGUUCCCGAGGGAGAUUGCAGAAUGGCGCAAAGUUCUGUACCCAAUCUUCAAGGAAAACAGAUUAAAAGGGAAGCGUAUUGAUAGCCAAAUGUUCCGUGACACAAAGACUACUCCAUGGCUAUUCUGGAAGUUCUAAUAGAGGAGUCGAAUAAUGGAACACCCAAUACUAGCCAUGGUAGGGAUUGUAAUAAUAAAACACUUUUAUAGUAUUUUAUAAAGGGAUAAGACGGUAUUACAAGAAAGGAUAACAAGCGAAAUAAUACAUCUUCAAAUAUAACUAAUUAGAACACAAGUACUCAAUCAACAUAGUGGAGAUGAAAACAUAGCAAACAGAAGACAUAGAAGGCACAGUAUGUGGGUAUGUGUGGAUGUAUUGUGAUGGAAGGUGUGGUGUGCGUUUUUGUGUUUGGAAAAGUGUGGCGUUAAGUGAGUGAGAAAGGAAAUGGUUGGAUAUCCCAGAACCAACGUGUGUCUGUGAGCAGGGGUUGUGAGAGAGAGCUUUCAAUUUUGUGCAGAUGAGGGUUAGUAUAAUCUAUAUCUAAUCUAUUUUUUUAUUGGCCUAUCAUGAUGGAACGGUCCCCAACCCUAUAUCCUAGACACCACCUGAGCGACCCAUACACCAAAGAGAAGUCCCCAUCUGUUUUAUGGCCCUGCUGUAAGUUGCCUAUAUGCAGCCAAAACAGAAAGAUAAAUGCGGUCAGAGACUUACUAGAGCAGCACCGCCCCCUCAAGAUUCCGAGCCUGCCUGGCAGGGUUGGUCCUACAAAGCCAGAGCCCCUUGAUGGGAGAGCAUAAUAUACAAGGAAAUUCUCAAAGCUGCUAAUGAGAACCUUGACGACCUUGUACCUAGCCGGUGGGGAUUCCGGUGGGGUACCCCACCCAGGUAGUGGCAGUGCUGGCAACACUGGCUGCAGUAACCCAUGGGGAGGGGGUCACAUUCGGACAAUCAGAGAGGGGGCAUAUUAUUGUGGCCCUGGUGGCACAAAAUAAUCAAAGGUCUGACCGCACUGAGAUGCUUGGGGAAAAUGGUUACAACAGGGGACCAGAGUGUUUGUGUCUCAGGGGAAGAGGGUGGAUCUGAUCUCCAUCACCUAGGACUUGACAUAGGUUAAUAAAAUCUCAAUUUUUGCGCAAUCUUGCAUGCUUUCUCAAACAGCUGUAACUGUAUAUGCAUUCGUAAAUCAGGUCCUUUCUUGAGUUGGGCUCUGGGAUGUAACAACCGUUGAGCAUCUGAGCUUAUGGUUGAUUGUGGAGGAAAGGGGUUGAGUGUGUUAGAGUGUGUGUGUGUGUGUGUGUGUAUCCCACAUCUGUUGCAAGGGGGUAAGGAUGUUAGGGAGAAUAUAGGAUGAACCACAAUAAUUGUUUGCUAAAAUAAUAAUUGCUUGAACAUUUUUUAAUGUAUUACAAUGGCAAUCCGGGUUAUAGGUAACAAUCCUUUGCAUGAACUGCCAACAUUAUUACGCAUAUUAAUAGCUAAUUAUGUUAAUUAAGAUAUGCAAGAUAUUUGAAUAGAUAUAUAUUUUUAAUAGCUAUAGAUACAUUGAGGUGAGAGCAUUGGAAAUGCUUUUGGCGGUUGACCUGCUUCUGUUUUGUGAGUGGCACUGUGUGCUGUUUUCGAAGAGUGGGUCCUGGCCUCUCGGGGGGCCUAGGGUCCGGGGGGACGGGGGUGGUAUGCCGAUCACUGGGAUGACAACCCAACUUGGGAUGGGGAGGGGCUUUAGCGGGGGGAAUAGUGGAGAACAAUUGGAGGGUUACUUGGUAGCAAUGCAAAUAUCAUGGUACACCUAUAUGGACACUCAAUCACUAUGGUAUUUGUUGUUGGUAAUUUUACAAACAAAUAUUAUGAUGAAUAGAUUUGAAACGUGUAUCUCAUUAUGGUAUGUGGUGAAAUAAGUAUAGCCAGUUAUAAUUGUAAUGGCUUAGCAGAUGAUAACAAAAGAAGAACAAUAUUUACAUGGCUCAAAGAGAAGGAACGUAAUAUCUAUUGUUUUACAGGAAACUCAUUCAACAAUUCUAGAUGAAGUUUUGUGGAGAAAAGACUGGGGGGGGGGGGGGGUGAAAUAUACUUCUCCCAUGGGCAAAGAAACUCAAAAGGGGUGAUGAUAUUAAUUAACAGUAAUUUUGAUCCAAAUGUGCAAAUUGUCCAAAUAGAUACGCAAGGUAGAUGGAUUAUUUUAAAUAUGUUAUUGGACCAUAAACAGAUAUGGCUCAUUAACCUUUACGGACCAAAUAAUGAUGAUCCACACUUCUUUGACAAUAUAAUAUAUAUAUAUAUAUAUAUAUAUAUAUAAUAUACAGUGGGGAAAAAAGUAUUUUAGUCAGCCACAAUUGUGCAAGUUCUCCCACUUAAAAAGAUGAGAGAGGCCUGUAAUUUUCAUCAUAGGUACACGUCAACUAUGACAGGCAAAUUGAGAUUUUUUUUCUCCAGAAAAUCACAUUGUAGGAUUUUUAUGAAUUUAUUUGCAAAUUAUGGUGGAAAAUAAGUAUUUGGUCACCUACAAACAAGCAAGAUUUCUGGCUCUCACAGACCUGUAACUUCUUAUUUAAGAGGCUCCUCUGUCCUCCAUCGUUACCUGUAUUAAUGGCACCUGUUUGAACCUGUUAUCAGUAUAAAAGACACCUGUCCAAAACCUCAAACAGUCACACUCCAAACUCCACUAUGGCCAAGACCAAAGAGCUGUCAAAGGACACCAGAAACAAAAUUGUAGACCUGCACCAGGCUGGAAAGACUGAAUCUGCAAUAUGUAAGCAGCUUGGUUUGAAGAAAUCAACUGUGGGAGCAAUUAUUAGGAAAUGGAAGACAUACAAGACCACUGAUAAUCUCCCUCGAUCUGGGGCUCCACGCAAGAUCUCACCCCGUGGGGUCAAAAUGAUCACAAGAACGGUGAGCAAAAAUACCAGAACCACACGGGGGGACCUAGUGAAUGACCUGCAGAGAGCUGGGACCAAAGUAACAAAGCCUACCAUCAGUAACACACUACGCCGCCAGGGACUCAAAUCCUGCAGUGCGAGACGUGUCCCCCUGCUUAAGCCAGUACAUGUCCAGGCCCGUCUGAAGUUUGCUAGAGUGCAUUUGGAUGAUCCAGAAGAGGAUUGGGAGAAUGUCAUGUGGUCAGAUGAAACCAAAAUAGAACUUUUUGGUAAAAACUAAACUCGUCGUGUUUGGAGGACAAAGAAUGCUGAGUUGCAUCCAAAGAACACCAUAUCUACUGUGAAGCAUGGGGGUGGAAACAUCAUGCUUUGGGGCUGUUUUUCUGCAAAGCGACCAGGACGACUGAUCCGUGUAAAGGAAAUAAUGAAUGGGGCCAUGUAUCGUGAGAUUUUGAGUGAAAACCUCCUUCCAUCAGCAAGGGCAUUGAAGAUGAAACGUGGCUGGGUCUUUCAGCAUGACAAUGAUCCCAAACACACCGCCCGGGCAACGAAGGAGUGGCUUUGUAAGAAGCAUUUCAAGGUCCUGGAGUGGCCUAGCCAGUCUCCAGAUCUCAACCCCAUAGAAAAUCUUUGGAGGGAGUUGAAAGUCCGUGUUGCCCAGCGACAGCACCAAAACAUCACUGCUCUAGAGGAGAUCUGCAUGGAGGAAUGGGCCAAAAUACCAGCAACAGUGUGUGAAAACCUUGUGAAGACUUACAGAAAACGUUUGACCUGUGUCAUUGCCAACAAAGGGUAUAUAACAAAGUAUUGAGAAACUUUUGUUAUUGACCAAAUACUUAUUUUCCACCAUAUUUGCAAAUAAAUUCAUAAAAAAUCCUACAAUGUGAUUUUCUGGAUUUUUUUUCCCUCAUUUUGUCUGUCAUAGUUGACAUGUACCUAUGAUGAAAUUACAGGCCUCUCUCAUCUUUUUAAGUGGGAGAACUUGUACAAUUGGUGGCUGACUAAAUACAUUUUUUCCCCACUGUUAUAUAUAUAUAUAUAUAUAUAUAUAUAUAUAUAUAUAAUAAAUUAUCAACCUUGCAAGCAAUUCAAGACUCUAUUAUUAUGGUGGGAGAUUAUAAUACUGUUUUAAAUAGCUCAAUGGACCGUAAAGGAAAUCACAUAACAAACUAUCACCCUCAUGCUCUUAAGGAAAUCAUGAAUGUCAUGGAUACAUUAGAACUAGUAGAUAUAUGGAGGCUUAAAUAUCCUGACCUAGUGAGAUAUACAUGGCGGAGACUCAAUCAAGUUAGUCGUCUUGACUUCUUUCUUAUGUCAUUCUCGUUGGCACCAAAAGUUUAAAAAGUGUUGAUAGGAGACAGAAUGCAGUCGGACCAUCAUAUAAUUGGCAUAUACAUUAUUCUUACUGAAUUUCCAUGUGGGUGAGGAUAUUGGACAUUUAAUCAAAGCCUAUUGGAUGAUAACUUGUUUUUAACUAGGACAGAGGAAUUUAUAACAGUUUUUUUCUGACAUAACAGAGGUACAGCAAAUCCCCUUAUUGUAUGGGACACUUUUAAAUGUGCCUUUAGAGGCCAUGCAAUUCAGUACUCAUCUAAAAAACAAAAGCAAUUCAGGUCAAAAGAGUCCAGACUAACAAAGGAAAUAGAAGGUCUAACAGAACAGAUAGAUAGCAAUAAAAACUGUAACAUAGAAGCUCAGAAUAAAUUAGAGGAAAAACUAAAAUAAAUGGAAAAACUUAUUCAAGAAAGAUCAAGUGUAAUAUAUUCUAAAAAUAAAGCAAACUGGAUGGAAUAUGGGGGAAAAUGCACCAAAUUAUUUUUUUAUCUUCAACAUAGAAAUGCUACCAAAAAUAAUUUACUGAAACUGGUUACAAAUGAAGGAGUCACCCAUGAUUCACCAAAUUAUAUUUUGAAGGAGGAAGCAAAGUACUUUAAGCAUAUGUUUUUGUUUCAUUCGCCUCAAUCUCCUCUAACUGAAGCUAAUUGUAGAGAUUUUUCUCUAUUGAUAAUGUAAAAUUAACAGCCAUACAGAAAGACUCAUGUGAAGGUGAAAUUACAGAGGAGGAACUUCUGGAUGCAAUUAAAGACUUUAAGUCCGGUAAAACUCCAGGGUUGAAUGGCAUACCAAUCGAGGUAUACCAAACCUUUUUUUAUAUACUCAGAGGAUUGUUAUUAGCAUGUUUUAACCACUCCUAUGUAAAUGGUAGAUUAUCAGACACUCAAGAAGAAGGUCUGAUUUCAUUAUUACUGAAACAGGAUACAAGUGGGAAAUAUAAAGAUCCAGUCCAUAAAAAAAAUUGGAGGCCCCUUACACUUCAGUGUUGUGAUGCAAAAAUUCUAGCAAAAUGUAUAGCGCAUAGAAUUAAAAAGGUAUUGUCGGACAUUAUUCAUUAUAAUCAGACAGGUUUUUUACAUGGACGAUACAUUGGAGAUAAUAUAAGGCAAGUACUGGAAACAAUAGAACACUAUGAAAAAUCUGGGAAACGAGGCCUGCUAUUCAUAGCAGACUUUGAAAAGGCAUUUGAUAAAGUACGACUGGAGUUUAUAUAGAAAUGCCUGGAGCAUUUCAAUUUUGGAGAAUCUCUUAUAAAGUGGGUUAAAAUCAUGUAUAGUAACCCUAUUAAAAAAGAGAACACUGGAUGCAUCUAUAAUGAACAACUAUAGACCUAUAUCAAAUCUCCCUUUUAUAGCCAAGAUCAUUGAGAAGGUUGUCUUCAAUCAACUCAGCAAUUUUGUGACCUCAUGCGGUCUCUUAGACAAAUUUGAGUCAGGUUUCCGACCUCACCACAGUACUGAAACAGCCCUGAUUAAAGUUUUAAAUGAUAUACGGCUGAAUACUGAUUCUGAUAAAAUAACAGUUCUGGUUCUAUUAGAUCUCAGUACAGCAUUUGACACUGUCGAUCAUGGAACACUUAUAGAUAGGCUGGAAAAGUGGGUAGGACUCUCCGGGACAGUCCUUGAUUGGUUCAGAUCUUAUCUAGAUGGCCGGAGUUACUUUGUCACCAUUGGUAAUCAUGAAUCUGAUAGGGUGGCUAUGACAUGCGGAGUUCCACAGGGAUCAGUUCUCGGACCGAUUCUGUUUAAUCUCUAUAUGCUACCUCUGGGCCAAAUUUUACAGAACAACAACAUUAACUACCACAGCUAUGCUGAUGAUACUCAACUAUAUACAGUGGGGAAAAAAAGUAUUUAGUCAGCCACCAAUUGUGCAAGUUCUCCCACUUAAAAAGAUGAGAGGCCUGUAAUUUUCAAAAUUUUCUUAAAAAAUCCAGAAAAUCACAUUGUAGGAUUUUUAAUGAAUUUAUUUGCAAAUUAUGGUGGAAAAUAAGUAUUUGGUCAAUAACAAAAGUUUCUCAAUACUUUGUUAUAUACCCUUUGUUGGCAAUGACACAGGUCAAACGUUUUCUGUAAGUCUUCACAAGGUUUUCACACAUUGUUGCUGGUAUUUUGGCCCAUUCCUCCAUGCAGAUCUCCUCUAGAGCAGUGAUGUUUUGGGGCUGUCGCUGGGCAACACAGACUUUCAACUCCCUCCAAAUAUUUUCUAUGGGGUUGAGAUCUGGAGACUGGCUAGGUCACUCCAGGACCUUGAAAUGCUUCUUACGAAGCCACUCCUUCGUUGCCCGGGCGGUGUGUUUGGGAUCAUUGUCAUGCUGAAAGACCCAGCCACGUUUCAUCUUCAAUGCCCUUGCUGAUGGAAGGAGGUUUUCACUCAAAAUCUCACGAUACAUGGCCCCAUUCAUUCUUUCCUUUACACGGAUCAGUCGUCCUGGUCCCUUUGCAGAAAAACAGCCCCAAAGCAUGAUGUUUCCACCCCCAUGCUUCACAGUAGGUAUGGUGUUCUUUGGAUGCAACUCAGCAUUCUUUGUCCUCCAAACACGACGAGUUGAGUUUUUACCAAAAAGUUAUAUUUUGGUUUCAUCUGACCAUAUGACAUUCUCCCAAUCCUCUUCUGGAUCAUCCAAAUGCACUCUAGCAAACUUCAGACGGGCCUGGACAUGUACUGGCUUAAGCAGGGGGACACGUCUGGCACUGCAGGAUUUGAGUCCCUGGCGGCGUAGUGUGUUACUGAUGGUAGGCUUUGUUACUUUGGUCUCAGCUCUCUGCAGGUCAUUCACUAGGUCCCCCCGUGUGGUUCUGGGAUUUUUGCUCACCGUUCUUGUGAUCCUUUUGACCCCACGGGGUGAGAUCUUGCGUGGAGCCCCAGAUCGAGGGAGAUUAUCAGUGAUCUUGUAUGUCUUCCGUUUCCUAAUAAUUGCUCCCACAGUUGAUUUCUUCAAACCAAGCUGCUUACCUAUUGCAGAUUCAGUCUUCCCAGCCUGGUGCAGGUCUACAAUUUUGUUUCUGGUGUCCUUUGACAGCUCUUUGGUCUUGGCCAUAGUGGAGUUUGGAGUGUGACUGUUUGAGGUUGUGGACAGGUGUCUUUUAUACUGAUAACAAGUUCAAACAGGUGCCAUUAAUACAGGUAACGAGUGGAGGACAGAGGAGCCUCUUAAAGAAGAAGUUACAGGUCUGUGAGAGCCAGAAAUCUUGCUUGUUUGUAGGUGACCAAAUACUUAUUUUCCACCAUAAUUUGCAAAUAAAUUCAUAAAAAAUCCUACAAUGUGAUUCUCUGGAUUUUCUUUUCUCAAUUUGUCUGUCAUAGUUGACAUGUACCUAUGAUGAAAAUUACAGGCCUCUCUCAUCUUUUUAAGUGGGAGAACUUGCACAAUUGGUGGCUGACUAAAUACUUUUUUCCCCACUGUAUGGCUCUCGAACCGUAUGACAACAGCUCAAUAGACUCUCUGUGUCACUGUAUAGAGCACAUAAAUACCUGGAUGAACCAAAAUUGUCUACAAUGAAACCAAGAUAAAACUGAGAUGAUUGUGUUUGGCAACAAAAAUAAAAGAACAAGUAUUAGUAAAGAGCUGGAUUCUCGGGUCCUUAAAACCAGCGAUCAAGUGCGUAAUCUUGGUGUUCUGAUAGACUCAGACCUCACAUUUAACAGUCAUACAGUGAGGGGAAAAAAGUAUUUGAUCCCCUGUUGAUUUUGUACGUUUGCCCACUGACAAAGAAAUUAUCAGUCUAUAAUUUUAAUGGUAGGUUUAUUUGCUCCUGUAAGUCGCUCUGGAUAAGAGCGUCUGCUAAAUGACCCCAAAAAAAAAAAAAUAAAAAAAAUUAAUAAUAAUUUGAACAGUGAGAGACAGAAAAACAACAAAAAAAUCCAGAAAAACGCAUGUCAAAAAUGUUAUAAAUUGAUUUGCAUUUUAAUGAGGGUAAUAAGUAUUUGACCCCUCUGCAAAACAUGACUUAGUACUUGGUGGCAAAAUCCUUGUUGGCAAUCACAGAGUUCAGAUGUUUCUUGUAGUUGGCCACCAGGUUUGCACACAUCUCAGGAGGGAUUUUGUCCCACUCCUCUUUGCAGAUCUUCUCCACGUCAUUAAGGUUUCGAGGCUGACGUUUGGCAACUCAAACCUUCCCUUCACAGGUCCCUUCACAGAUUUUCUAUGGGAUUAAGGUCUGGAGACUGGCUUGGCCACUCCAGGACCUUAAUGUGCUACUCCUUUGUUGCCUUGGCCGUGUGUUUUGGGUCAUUGUCAUGCUGGAAUACCCAUCCACUACCCAUUUUCAAUGCCCUGGCUGAGGGAAGGAGGUUCUCACCCAAGAUUUACCCUUUGAUGCGGUGAAGUUGUCCUGUCCCCUUAGCAGAAAAACACCCUCAAAGCAUAAUGUUUCCACCUCCAUGUUUGAAGGUGGGGAUGGUGUUCUUGGGGUCAUAGGCAGCAUUCCUCCUCCUCCAAACACGGCGAGUUGAGUUGAUGCCAAAGAGCUCCAUUUUGGUCUCAUCUGACCACAACACUUUCACCCAGUUCUCCUCUGAAUCAUUCAGAUGUUCAUUGGCAAACUUCAGACGGGCCUGUAUAUGUGCUUUCUUGAGCAGGUGGACCUUGCUGGCGCUGCAGGAUUUCAGUCCUUCACAGCGUAGUGUGUUACCAAUUGUUUUCUUGGUGACUAUGGUCCCAGCUGCCUUGAGAUCAUUGACAAGAUCCUCCCGUGUAGUUCUGGGCUGAUUCCUCACCGUUCUCAUGAUCAUUGCAACUCCACGAGGUGAGAUCUUGCAUGGAGCCCCAGGCCGAUGGAGAUUGACAGUUAUUUUGUGUUACUUCCAUUUACGAAUAAUCGCACCAACUGUUGUCACCUUCUCACCAAGCUGCUUUGCGAUGGUCUUGUAGCCUAUUCCAGCCUUGUGUAGGUCUACAGUCUUGUCCCUGACAUCUUUGGAGAGCUCUUUGGUCUUGGCCAUGGUGGAGAGUUUGGAAUCUGAUUGAUUGAUUGCUUCUGUGGACAGGUGUCUUUUAUACAGGUAACAAGCUGAGAUUAGGAGCAUUCCCUUUAAGAGUGUGCUCCUAAUCUCAGCUCGUUACCUGUAUAAAAGACACCUGGGAGCCAGAAAUCUUUCUGAUUGAGAGGAGGUCAAAUACUUAUUUCCCUCAUUAAAAUGCAAAUCAAUUUAUAACAUUUUUGAAAUGCACUUUUCUUGAUUUUUUUGUUGUUAUUCUGUCUCUCACUGUUCAAAUAAACAUACCAUUAAAAUUAUAGACUGAUCAUGUCUUUGUCAGUGGGCAAACGUACAAAAUCAGCAUGGGAUCAAAUACUUUUUUUCCCUCACUGUACCUGGAGCUAACCCUGCAGAUAGCACUACUGGGUGAUCUGAAAAAUGUAUCAAUAAUAUACAAUGAGAAUAGAAGGGUUCAGAACUUUUGUGAAACAUCACAGUACAGUUUAAAAAUAUAUGGCAAAUAGAAAUCCAAUAUGGAUGGUGUUAAGCGAUAGAUGGGAGGUGUUGAAUGGAGCUGAAGGAUGGGAAUAAUAACAACUAACAAAUACUAAUAACAAGAAGAUAACUAAUGUAAAGCAUACAGUGUCCAUAAUAAGUAUAUAGGUUAGAGGUUGAGAGCUUUUGUGAAAGCACACCUGAUGGACAUCAUGAAAAUGAUUGGAGAGGUUGAGGGUAGAGGAAGUUCAGGAGUAAAAACGAACAAAAUGGAAUUAUUGUAAAAUUGACUGUGUCCAUAAAAUGUAUAUAGUAUGUAUAAGCUGGAAGUAGAAGCCUAAGCGUUGUUGUUCACUAGUUCACUCCAAUUAGGGAAGGGGUGGUGGGGUUGGAAAGUAAUAAAAGUAAAUAUAUUUUAUUAAAGGAUAUGUAUAUACAGUUGAAGUCGGAAGUUUACAUACACUUAGUUUGGAGUCAUUAAAACUUGUUUUUCAACCACUCCACAAAUUUCUUGUUAACAAACUAUAGUUUUGGCAAGUCGGUUAGGACAAACAUUGUAGACCUCCUCAAGUCUGGUUCAUCCUUGGGAGCAAUUUCCAAACGCCUGAAGGUACCACGUUCAUCUGUACAAACAAUAGUAUGCAAGUAUAAACACCAUGGGACCACAGAGCCGUCAUACCGCUCAGGAAGGAGACGCAUUCUGUCUCCUUGAGAUGAACAUACUUUAGUGCGAAAAGUGCAAAUCAAUUCCAGAACAACAGCAAAGGACCUUGUGAAGAUGCUGGAGGAAACGGGUACAAAGGUAUCUAUAUCCACAGUAAAACAAGUCCUAUAUCGACAUAACCUGAAAGGCCUCUCAGCAAGGAAGAAGCCACUGCUCCAAAACCGCUAUAAAAAAGCCAGACUACGGUUUGCAACUGCACAUGGGGACAAAGACCGUACUCUUUGGAGAAACGUCCUCUGGUCUGAUGAAACAAAAAUAGAACUGUUUGGCCAUAAUGACUAUCAUUAUUUUUGGAGGAAAAAGGGAGUUGCUUGCAAAUCGAAGAACACCAUCCCAACCGCGAAGCACAGGGGUGGCAGCAUCAUGCUGUGGGGGUGCUUCGCUGCAGGAGGGACUGGUGCACUUCACAAAAUAGAUGGCAUCAUGAGGAAGGAAAAUUAUAUGGAUAUAUUGAAGCAACAUCUCAAGACAUCAGUCAGGAAGUUAAAGCUUGGUCGCAAAUGGGUCUUCCAAAUGGACAAUGACCCCAAGCAUACUUCCAAAGUUGUGGCAAAAUGGCUUAAGGACAACAAAGUCAAGGUAUUGGAGUGGCCAUCACAAAGCCCUGAUCUCAAUCCUAUAGAACAUUUGUGGGCAGAACUGAAAAAGCGUGUGCGAGCAAGGAGGCCUACAAACUUGACUCAGUUACACCAGCUCUGUCAGGAGGAAUGGGCCAAAAUUCACCCAAUUUAUUGUGGGAAGCUUGUGGAAGGCUACCCGAAACGUUUGACCCAAGUUAAACAAUUUAAAGGCAAUGCUACCAAAUACUAAUUGAGUGUAUGUAAACUUCUGACCCACUGGGAAUGUGAUGAAAGAAAUCAAAGCUGAAAUAAAUAAUUAUCUACUAUUAUUCUGACAUUUCACAUUCUUAAAAUCAAGUGGUGAUUCUAACUGACCUAAAACAGGGCAUUUUUACUAGGAUUAAAUGUCAGGAAUUGUGAAAAACUGAGUUUAAAUGUAUUUGGCUAAGGUGUAUGUAAACUUCCGACUUCAACUGUAUAUGUAUGUAUUUAUAUGUAUGUAUAUUUGCGAGAGAAAAAAAACAUAUGGGGGAUUGGAAGUGAUGCAGACAAUUAUAUUGAUGGAAGUUACAAUCUAUCUGCAAUAUUAAAGAUCUAACCCCCCCCCCCAAAAAAAAAAAAAAAAAAAAAAAAAAAAAAACAACAACAAUAAUAAUAAUAAAACUACCAGUAGUUCCGGUUUUUAGGAGAAAUGGAAAGAGAGCCUGUGACACGACUUUAGCUUUUAGACAUUAACAAUGUGACACUGUCUAACUCCCCCUCCACAUUUACUGGAUUGGUUCAACAGUGCAGAAGAGAACCUCCCCCGACAGUUUAUUUUCUUCUCAUCAAGACCAGUAUGUAGGGGAUCUAGUUUCAGACUAGUAUGUAGGGGAUCUAGUUUCAGACCAGUAUGUAGGGGAUCUAGUUUCAGACCAGUAUGUAGGGGAUCUAGUUUCAGACCAGUAUGUAGGGGAUCUAGUUUCAGGCCAGUAUGUAGGGGAUCUAGUUUCAGGCCAGUAUGUAGGGGAUCUAGUUUCAGGCCAGUAUGUAGGGGAUCUAGUUUCAGGACCAGUAUGUAGGGUAUCUAGUUUCAGGCCAGUAUGUAGGGGAUCUAGUUUCAGGCCAGUAUGUAGGGGAUCUAGUUUCAGGCCAGUAUGUAGGGGAUCUAGUUUCAGGCGUUUCUUUUAUACCUGCUACAUUAUGUUAGAUUGUUAUUGGAUUAAGUUUUUUCCAACCUUUAUUUAACCAGAAAGUCCCAUUACCAAGGGAGACUUGGCCAAAAAGGGCAGCUCAAUAAAAAACCACAUUGCUCAUUCAACAAGGUGAAGGAGGUUACAAAACGUUCAUACAUUGACACUGUCUAGGGCAUUUCCAUCUCUAUUCCUCUGUACAUUUAUUUACCAAGUAAUGGAAUCAUAACUGUUUCUGUGAGGGUUGAUACUUUCUUCAUAGUCCCUGGAAAACCAUUUGGAAAAUAUUGGUUUCAGAGCAAUAUGAUAUUCCCUCUCACUCUAGUCAAAAUCAUCUGAUAUUAUUUAAUAGUCCUUAAAAACAACUUUGUUCAACAAGUGCUCUAGAGCCCAUCCCUGUCCAUCACAGUAUUAUUCAUUGACUUAGUCAUAAGAUAGAACAUCCAUUAACUGGCGGUUUAAAAAUCUUUCUACCCAUCACACAGUGACACAUCACUUUAUCAAGAGGCCUGCUGGCUAUUUUCUCCCUCUCUUACCACAAGCACCAGCCAGCCUGGUCUGUUCUAAACACUAAGUAACAGUGAGAGGUGCUUUAUCAAAUCAAUCAAAUGUAUUUAUAGAGACCUUUUUACAACAGCAGUUGUCACAAAGUGCUUUUACAGAAACCCAGCCUAAAACCCCAAAGAGCAAGCAAUGCAGAUGUAGAGGGACGGUGACUAGGAAAAACUUCCUAGAAAGGCAAGAACCUAGGAAGAAACCUAGAGAGGAACCAGGCUCUGAGGAGUGGCCAAUCCUCUUGAUCUCAGUGUGUGUGUGUGUCUAGUAGGGCUGUCCCUGACUGAAAAAAAUAUUGGCCGACCGAAAGUCGUCUUUUCAUUGAGUUAAUAAAGCCACAUACAAACAUGGUCUCUUUUUUGAGUAAAGCAGCUCCAAAAUGCAGGUGUUUCAGCCUAGCUCCGUGCUUUCUGUGGUGGUGGGGCAGCCAGUGGAAAAUACGGAGCGUAGGGGUUGGUAAUGUUCUCUAGCUGUGCCGUGAUUGGCUCAGUGUUCUGUCACUCAUGGGGACACUACAUCACCGCAUAAUCUACGGGGAGAGCUCGAAAAUUCAAGCCACUUGGGGGCUGCCAUAAAUUUACAUUAGAAGUGCCCAUCCAAGAAGGCUCAAGGUCAUUGGCCACAGAUAACCUGAUUGAACAUAAUUUUAUAUCUACCGUAGCUUUGAUUGGACUGAUCAUGUCAUCAUCAUACUUUCAAAAUCUUAGCUAGCAAGCUAGCAGUCAUCAUCAUGAAUCAAGUUGACAAUCUACUGGCAAAUCCUUGUCAAAUGAAGAGAAAUUAUGAAGAGAAAUUAUAGAUCAAACUUAUCGGUUCUCAUCGGCCAUUGGACAUAAACAUUACCCAACAAGUUGGAAAUCGCGAAUUCAGCAAUGAAUAGUUUGGAAGAAAUCAGUGGCUAACUGCAAGCGUUGCAAAACAAUCACUAGCCUGCUAUUCAGUGGAGUGGGUGUGUGGUUAAAGUCUGGGUUAAGGGUCUCUUUUCCAAACUUAAAAGGAUAAACAUUCACAUGCCAUGGGCCAGAAAAGGUUGAAUACAUUGGCCGUGCUGUUAAUCCAGCAUUACUUCUGCCGCGUUCAAACCAACUGGAAACUUGGAGCUGGUAAAUCUCAGACUUCAGUGAGUUCAAUCCAACUUGGAAAAUACUUUUUGAAUGGUCAUCCUACUUGGAAUUCCAAGUUGGGAACUCAGGCCUCUUUCUAGAGCUCCGACCUGAAGAUCACUGAUGUCAUGAUUCGACCUUGUUUUUUUCAGAGUUCCCAGUUGUCUUGAAAGCACCAUAAAUCCAAAUAAUUCCAGACUUUGAUGACACAAUUUGCAGACGAAGAACUGGCGCGCCAUCUUCCUGUUCAAGUGAGCACAGCACAACAAGGUGAGUCCAAAAAAUUUAUUGUAUACUGCUGCAUAAAUGAUGUAAUAUGCCAGGGAGAUAUGCAUACUGUAGCUAAGAAAGUAAUACUAAGUGUAUGUUGUGUAGUAAGCUGAAUGUGCCUCACCCUAAUAAUUUGGUCCCUUUCCCCCUCAUAACUUAGCCUACUGUUCUGACUUGGUGGUGUACUAAUAGCCUAUAGCCUGUUUUAGAGAAAUAUAAUCAUUGAAUAUUGUAAGAGCUUUCAUUGUCUGCUUAUAUGCCCCCUUUAUUUAUCCUAUGGUUCUGACGUGGUGUACAGGGAGAAUACUGUAAGAACGGACCAUAUUCUGAAUUCUGUUGCUGUACAUUUCAAAAGCUCUGAACAAAUAGUUAUAUUGAACACGUCCGUCCUAGCUCGCUCAUUAAUGUCUUAAUCGAAAUUACGGAUUGCCUCUUAUCCUCUUGUCAUCCCCUUAUGCCAUAGUUUGUACAUCUCAAUUGUCAGUAGAAACCACAUUUGUUUAAGCAAGUCAGCCAUAUCAGCUAUGUUUUUUUUAAAGGCAGUAAAUUAGGCUGAAUGAACUGUUUCACUGCCAGACAAGGCUCUGCUGAUAGCCAGGUGUAGCAGUGGUAAGGAUUCACUCCAUGGUGCUGAAAAGUAAUCUCUGCUGUUGGGACAGCUUUAUGUAGGCCCUAACAGUUUGUGGACACCAUUUGUCACUUUUAUAGUGCAACUAAUGUAUUGUUCAGUGUUGUGUUGUGUAGUGGCUUUGCUGGCAUGCACCAAAUUUUUUUUAUUUUUUUGCCCCACCAAGAUUGACAUGCUAAAAUCACGACUGCCUAUGUGUUUUAAUAAAAUCAACUAUAUGCAUUGAGCUUGUCUGAUGCUUUAAGAAAUGACACAAGAGGGAGCCAGAGAUCUAGAUAACCAGAAGAAAAACAAACUUUACCUGACCCAACCAUUCUCCUCCCGCUCCUGCUGGCUUUAGCAGAUUCUGCCAUUACUCUCCUGAAGUUGCCGGUAGUAGGCUACAUGAGGAGUCUGCAACCUUUCACAUGUGGAAUGCCAAUUUAUCUUACCAUUUCUACCGAUCUGUGUGCCAGCUAUGGUUCUUAUAUGCACAUUUUAAUGAAACAAUUUCAUUUAUUUUAUAAAAACAUCUUCAUAUCUAAAAAUCAUUGUCAUGUGGUUAAUCAAAAUUAUAUCCAAAUCUAAAUGAAAAUGAUAUACCUAACAAGUAACUUCUAUUGCCAUUGCCAACUAUGUAAAAAUAGCUUACAUAAAGACAACAAAUAAAAACAUUGCAGCCUGCAGGUAGAAAAUAUCCUGAUAAAAAUAAAUAUCCUAUAAAUCACAUUGGCUACACAUGACCUGUCUGCAACAAACUUGAAACAUUGUAUCAACUUGGGUCCAACCCCAAGCUUGUGCUAGCGAACUUGCAACAUUGUAUAAAAUAUUCUUGUCCCUCAGAGUUUCUGGCCAGUGAGCUCGGGACAGACACAUCUGUAGACUAUUUGUGCAAGGGAUAAGAAGCAGUGCUUGACUUGGGCAGGAGCUCACCGGAACUGAGUACCAGCACCUCAAAUUGUCUACUGCUUGAGCUCCUGUUCCUCUUAUAGAAUAUUAGCUCAAAAGCAUUGUAGAGCUCCUGCACCUAAAUAUAAACAGUACCAGCACCCAAAAUGAGUGCCGGAACCUAUUUCAGUCUAAGUCAAGCACUGAUAAGAAUUGAUCAGAGCAUGACAUUUUUCCCUUUCAUGCUGAGUGGUUAUUGAAAGGGAGAGAGCUGGAAAUAUUUUUCAAAUACAUGUUUUGCUGGUUUCUAGUGUACUAUGGAAUAUAUUGCUUUCUUAUUUUUGACACUUUUUCCUGUCAUAUUUAAAGGUUAGAACUACCUUUUGUCACGCCCUGGCUCUGGGACUCUUAUAUGUUGAGCCAGGUUGUGUAGAUUCUAUGUGUUUGUGUUUCUAUGUUAGGAUCUAGUUCAUGUGUAUCUAUGUUGGCCGGGGUGGUUUUCAAUCAGAGGCAACGAGAAUCAUCUGUUGCUUGUUGUCUCUGAUUGGGAACCAUACUUAGGCAGCCUGUUUGGCACAGUGUAUUGUGGGAUCUUGUUCCGGGUUUGUGUAUGUACCCAAGGACUUCACGUAUCGUUUUGUUGUUUUCGUUCGUGUGGUGAAUAUAAUAAAAGAUGUUCGCAUUCCACGCUGCGCAUUGGUCCACUCCUUUCGACGAUCGUGACACCUUUCUAAGUGUUCUCAUACUUCUAUCUUGGAGUUGUAUUUGUAUGAUAACAUAGGUACAGUAUUUCACUUUUUAAUGUGUAUAGUAUUGCUUACUAGGUGUGUCCAAUCAAUUUUGUAACCACUCCCUCUUCAAAUUAGGGCUAAUUGGAAAAGCUGUUCAAAAGAGGACAUUGUAUUAUUUCUUUGUACUCCCUGACGAAGGCCAUGCAGCCGAAACGCGUCGGAUUUUUUAAAAACCUUGUUUCUAUUGAACAUGCCAUACUAAUAAAGGCAUUUUAAUUAAUUGUAUGAAGAGUGCCUUGGUCCUCCUUUCUUUUUGAUGACCAAUUCACCCCUUUGACCAAAGUGCACCUUCUGUCUACCAACAUUUACUAUUGUGUACCUUAGUAGCGCUUCCCUUCCUCCUCUUUUUACUAGUUAAGCAUAGCACUUGGGUGGUGCUUAGAGGAAGCAGCUUCACAGUCAUUUCUUCUGUGUUUUUGGGGACAUUUAACAACUCUAACUAUGGAUUUAACCCAAGAGGCUACAAGAUAUUCCUAUUCCCAUGAAGAGGGCCAAAGGAUUAUUACCACUACCUCAUUGCUAGAUGAGAUGACAGCCACAGAGAAUACUGGAAUGGACUUAAACAAGGCUUACAGAGACUUGCAACACCUUAUGGAGAAAGACACCAAACUUGACCUCAAUUCUAUCACCUUGUCUGACUAUUGGAGGAAAGGCCUAAUCCCUAGAGGACUCCGUAUUAUGACGUUUCCAGCUACUGGAGCACAAGGUAAAACUGAAUUUAGAGAUAAAUGGGAGGCCAUUCUCAACCAGUGUUCUUUUGACCUAAUGCUACUUCUAAUAGAAUAAUCUAAAAAGGACAGACAAGUAGUCCAAACAGAAAUUGAAGAAGUGAAAAGGAAAAUCACAGAACACAGUGACAAUUCCAACAAAGCACAAUGUGAUGAAAUCUUGAAAGAGAAAGUAGACACAUUCACUCUGACAUUGAAGCAAGACAAGCUAAGAAAAUGAUGAAGAGAUUAAGUAGACUAUAGAGAUGGCAAGGUCUUUGCCUGGAGAAAACCAACGCGCAUGAAUUCAGAAUCACAUCCGCAGAGGAGGAAGUCUAGAUCUGUUCAUUUCAACUUUACAAGCAGUGACGAUGAGGAUCACCCCAGACACUCAGAGGCCAGCUCCUCCCAAUAUUUUUUAGAUAAGGAAGAGGAGUCACGCAGGUACCUCAACAAGAGAGUGAGAGGACGCAGAAGAGGCCAACACGGAGGGGGAGGAAGAAAUCAAGACUAUCCAACCACACGGAGCAGGACCAGAACAAAGCUGUGAUCAACCUUUCUGGAAAACCCCUUUCUGAUGAUUGCGUAAGGGUAUUGUCUAAAGGACUGUCCUUUGCCCCCACAUACUCAACUAAUGAAUUUAAUACAAAGAUUGACCUAUUUCGUUUCUACAGGAAUCUACAUCUGAAGGCCUGGUACAAGCAAAGCAUCUCUCCAACUACAGACGUCAGUGUCUCAGGUCAGGCAGUUUCUGUUCCCUCAAAAACACCUUUUAAGCCCAAAUCCACCUUUUGUCACAUCGUCCAGAAUGCCACACUAAAUACAUUUGCAAGAAGGUGAAUUUUGAUGUGGAGAAUCUGUUUAAGGGUAAAAUUUACUCCAACCAAACACGACGUAACCAUUCUAAGACAGAGAGGGAUGCAGUUGAAUCAUUGUCCAAGAAUGGACGGAUAGUGGUUAAAAAAGCAGACAAAGGUGGCGCUACAGUAGUGUGGAGUAAAGACAUAUGUGACAGAAGCAUACCGUCAAUUAGACAAUGAUGAAUUCUACCAAUCUCUUACCUUCAACCCUACAGAGGACCUAACAACUGAAUUGAAAGGGAUCCUCACAGAAGCUAAGGAGAAUGGCUACAUUUCAGACAAUGAGUUCAAAUUUCUUUUCAAUGGCAGUCCACGUAUGGCUUCUUUUUACCUUCUUCCAAAAGUACACAAAAAUCUUGAAAAUCCCCCAGGCAGGCCAGUCAUUAGUGGUAAUGAAAGUCUGACAGAACCCAUCUCUAAGUACAUUGAUUACUUUAUUAAGCCUUUUCUGACAUCACUCCCAGCCUAUCUUCAAGAUACCACAGAUGUGUUGAACAAAAUGAAGGAAUUGAAUAAUAUACAGUGGGGAAAAAAGUAUUUAGUCAGCCACCAAUUGUGCAAGUUCUCCCACUUAAAAAAGAUUAGAGAGGCCUGUAAUUUUCAUCAUAGGUACAUGUCAACUAUGACAGACAAAAUGAGAAAAGAAAUUCCAGAAAAUCACAUUGUAGGAUUUUUUAUGAAUUUAUUUGCAAAUUAUGGUGGAAAAUAAGUAUUUGGUCAAUAACAAAAGUUUCUCAAUACUUUGUUAUAUACCCCUUGUUGGCAAUGACACAGGUCAAACGUUUUCUGUAAGUCUUCACAAGGUUUUCACACACUGUUGCUGGUAUUUUGGCCCAUUCCUCCAUGCAGAUCUCCUCUAGAGCAGUGAUGUUUUGGGGCUGUCGCUGGGCAACACAGACUUUCAACUCCCUCCAAAGAUUUUCUAUGGGGUUGAGAUCUGGAGACUGGCUAGGCCACUCCAGGACCUUGAAAUGCUUCUUACGAAGCCACUCCUUCGUUGCCCGGGAGGUGUGUUUGGGAUCAUUGUCAUGCUAAAAAGACCCAGCCACGUUUCAUCUUCAAUGCCCUUGCUGAUGGAAGGAGGUUUUCACUCAAAAUCUCACGAUACAUGGCCCCAUUCAUUCUUUCCUUUACACGGAUCAGUCGUCCUGGUCCCUUUGCAGAAAAACAGCCCCAAAGCAUGAAGUUUCCACCCCCAUGCUUCACAGUAGGUAUGGUGUUCUUUGGAUGCAACUCAGCAUUCUUUGUCCUCCAAACAUGAUGAGUUGAGUUUUUACCAAAAAGUUAUAUUUUGGUUUCAUCUGACCAUAUGGCAUUCUCCCAAUCCUCUUCUGGAUCAUCCAAAUGCACUCUAGCAAACUUCAGACGGGCCUGGACAUGUACUGGCUUAAGCAGGGGGACACGUCUGGCAAUGCAGGAUUUGAGUCCCUGGCGGAGUAGUGUGUUACUGAUGGUAGGCUUUGUUACUUUGGUCCCAGCUCUCUGCAGGUCAUUCACUAGGUCUCCCUGUGUGGUUCUGGGAUUUUUGCUCACCGUUCUUGUGAUCAUUUUGACCCCACGGGGUGAGAUCUUGCGUGGAGCCCCAGAUCGAGGGAGAUUAUCAGUGGUCUUGUAUGUCUUCCAUUUCCUAAUAAUUGCUCCCACAGUUGAUUUCUUCAAACCAAGCUGCUUACCUAUUGCAGAUUCAGUCUUCCCAGCCUGGUGCAGGUCUACAAUUUUGUUUCUGGUGUCCUUUGACAGCUCUUUGGUCUUGACCAUAGUGGAGUUUGGAGUGUGACUGUUUGAGGUUGUGGACAGGUGUCUUUUAUACUGAUAACAAGUUCAAACAGGUGCCAUUAAUACAGGUAAUGAGUGGAGGACAGAGGAGCCUCUUAAAGAAGAAGUUACAGGUCUGUGAGAGCCAGAAAUCUUGCUUGUUUGUAGGUGACCAAAUACUUAUUUUCCACCAUAAUUUGCAAAUAAAUUAAUUAAAAAUCCUACAAUGUGAUUUUCUGGAGAAAAAAAUUCUCAAUUUGUCUGUCAUAGUUGACGUGUACCUAUGAUGAAAAUGACAGGCCUCUCUCAUCUUUUUAAGUGGGAGAACUUGCACAAUUGGUGGCUGACUAAAUACUUUUUUCCCCCACUGUAGGUACAGCUUCCUUUUUAGUCACCAUGGAUAUGGAGUCUCUAUACACCACCAUUGAACAUGAACAAGGUUUGGCAGCUAUGCACCAUUUCUUGAGUCCCCGACCUGAAACUGAGAUGCCUCCUACAGAAUUCAUUGUCUCACUGACUGAAUGGACUCUUAAUCAUAACAUCUUUAUCUUUCAGGACCGUAUUUUUAAACAGGUCAAAGGAUGUGCCAUGGGAGCUUGCUAUAGCCCUUCCUACACUGGUUUGUACUUGGGUAAAUGGGAAAAUGACUUCAUUUUGGAUCCUUCUAAUAACCAUUUCUUUGACCGGAUUAUAUGGUGGGGACGCUAUAUUGAUGAUGUUUGCCUGUUUUGGUCCGGCUCAGAAGACGAACUUAUUUCCUUCCACCAAUACCUUAACAGCAUUAAUCCUAACAUCAAACUAACUAUGGAGUACAGCAAGGAUAACAUUCAUUUUUUGGACCUCGACAUUAGUACAAAUGACAAAGGUUGUUUGCACACAUCAAUAUUUAGGAAGCCUACAGAUGGGAAUUCCAUUCUGAGGGCAGACAGCUUUCACCCCAAAAGGCUAAAAGAGAAUAUUCUAUAUGGCCAAUUCCAAAGAGUCCGCAGAAUUUGCGAUCAGGAAACAGACUACAGUGUCAAAUCUGCUGAAUUGGAGAAUCGCUUCUUGAAUCGGGGCCUUGAAAGAUGCAGGUAUAAGGGCUGGAUUACUUGACAGAGAGAACUUGUUGCGAAGGGGAGUGCCUCGUGAUACAUCAGAGAGAGUGUAUUUUGUUACAAAAUACAGCACUGAAGCAGAGAACAUUAAAAUAAUCAUUAAAAAUAAUUGGGGAAUCAUCUAAAGUGAUACGCUACUGCGCCAAGUCUUCCCAGAGCCACCAGUCAUAAGCUUUAAGAGAUGUCCUACCCUAAAUGACAAAUUAGUCCACAGUUAUCUUCCGGGUGACUCUCAAAAAAACUUGGCUUGACCACAAACCCAAGGGCUCUUUUAAAUGUAACCAGGGCAACCAUUGCAGAAAUAUUGCACAGAAAAAGUAUUUUGUUGACACAGCUUCCAAAAUGGAGUAUUACGUCAAGCAUUUCAUUAACUGCAAAACCACUCAUGUUAUCUAUAGAUUGGAAUGUCCACAGUGCAAGGUGUUCUACAUUGGACGGACAAAGAGACACCUUCAAGACCGCUUAGCGGAACACAAGUAUGCCAUAUGGGUAGGCAAUGAAGACUACCCCAUGGCAAGGCACUACAAGUCCUUACACCAUGGUAACCCUGCCUCCCUACAAGCUAUGGGUAUUGAUCAUAUUCCGGCCUCUAUUAGAAAAGGGGACCGUCUUAAACAGUUAAACCAAAGGGAAAGUUUUUGGAUUUACAAACUACAGGCCACUAAAUACCCUGAUUUAAAUGAAGAUAUGGAUUUCUCACCCUUCCUGUAGGGUUGUGAUAGGUCCAUUUGCUGUCAUCUAGUGGACAUUGUGCUCAAUUGCCCUCAGCUAUGUUUAGACUGUUGUUGUUCAUGUUUUGCUGGUUUCUAGUGUACUAUGGAAUAUAUUGCUUUCUUAUUUUUGACACUUUUCCCAGUCAUAUUUUAGGUUAGAACUACCUUUUUAAGUGUUCUGAUACUUCUAACUUGGAGUUGUAUUUGUAUGAUAACAUAGUUACAGUAUUUCACUUUUUAAUGUGUAUAGUAUUGCUUACUAGGUGUGUCCAAUCAACUUUGUAACCACUCCCUCUUCAAAUUAGGGCUAAUUGCAAAAGCUGUUCAGAAGAGGAAAUUGUAUUAUUUCUUUGUACUCCCUGACGAAGGCCAUGCAGCCGAAACGCGUCAGAUUUAAAAAAAAAACUUGUUUCUAUUGAACAUGCCAUACUAAUAAAGGCAUUUUAAUUCAUUAUAUGAAGAGUGCCUUGGUCAUCCUUUCUUUUUGAUGACCAAUUCACCCCUUUGACCAAAGAGCACCUUCUGUCUACCAACAUUUACUAUUGUGUACCUUAGUAGUGCUUCCCUUCCUCCUCUUUCUACACAUUGAGGAACUAUUGUAAUUCUCAAUUAAUGUAAAAACAGACUUUGUUUGCUUGCUGCUUGAGGUGAAGAAAACAUUACUUUGAGAAGCUCCACAGGUAUAGUUAUGGUGCGUUAAGCCAAUCAGAAAUACUAUCAGAUCCCCAAAUGGGUACAUUUAUAUGCCUACAUUUGCGCACAGGCCAGGUAGCCUAUAGGCCUACUUCUAUGCUUGCGAGUCCUUACUCAACAUUGAUAGGAACGCUCCAAACAAAAGACAAUGACUAAAUUGACAAAACUCAUAAAUGGAAGGAAAUAAACCAAAACAUGUUUCUCACAAGUGUAGCAUAGGUUGUGCACUCUGCAAACAAUGUGUCCACUCUGACAAUGAGAACGGGAAUAAUAAUAUUGAAUGCAUUAAAACUAAUUAUCGUAACCAAAGUAACAAACAUUGUAGAUUAGAAAUUAUAGGAAUUAACGGUAAAUGUACUACUGCCGAUAUAUGUAAUGGGGAAUUGAUAUACACUAACAAUCAAACGCAAACAAUUCACACAAUGAAGUUAUGAAACAAUGAAUGUGCACAAAUUGGCGGGAGAGAGAAGUACAUUGCAUCUGGGCGCAUGGUCAAUCCGACCUCUGCAUCGGCCAUGUAGCAUUUAUGGCGAUAUGGCCUCAGCAGAAGUAAGGGAAUUCAUACUUCUUGCGCUUCGUGGAGCAGUGCAGAGCUGUUGUCAAGGAUGUGAGUUUGUGUUUAUACAGGAUGUACCGCCCCCACCUACAGUCAACCAAUCAUGUCAAUGCGGAGCUAUAAAGAGCCCUCUGCAUUGUUCCAAAAUUUGGGAGGCGCAUGGCGAUGCGGUACGGAGCUCAAUUUGGCCUCUGCAUGCCUCUGGAGGCUUAGACUAAAAGCCAAUUUAUGCUUGAUCUGAAAAUUUGGUCGGAGGCUCCAUUUGGAGGGUGUGAUACCCUCCAAAUGGAGCCUCCGACCACAUUUUCAGAUCAAGCAUAAAUUGGCUUUUAGUCUCCGCAAUGGAUUAGUUCACUGAGAUAUAUAUACAAUCUCGGUUGACCAAUAGCCUAACGACCAAACAAUCGACCAGUCAACUAAUUUGGGUCAGCCCUAGUUUCUAGGUUCUGUAACGACUGCAGAGGGAGCUGUCUUCACUGAUCCAGGACCAGUUUAUAACUACCUCAGUCGUUGGACAGAAAGAAAAUCUGAUCUUACAUCAGUGCACAUGAAAAUGUAUAGUCUACACAUCAUAAGCUGUUAUGAGUUUCUCUUGAUAAAGAACAUUGACACUCACUCACCAACAUACAUGAUCGGUAUAACAGACGUUAGCCAGCAAUCGAUGCAGGUUUAACUGUUGAUCUGAUGAGAUAAGCUGAAAUGGAGUUGGGUACUUAUCAUCAUUGUUCCUGGCUGAUCUGAAUCACUGUCUUGUCCGUUGGCCAUUUCAGGGCUAAAAUUAUGAAUAUUCACAGUUAUGCUAACAGCUCUCCUCUCCUCGCUACUUCUCCCACAGCGAUGGUCUGACUCAUUCUGCUACUGCUGCCUGCCUCCUUACCGUUCUCUCUUUCCCUCUCUCUCACUCUCUCUCUCUCUAAAUUACAGCAAAGUCCAUGUUAGACGAAUGGCACCCCCGCCUAUGGGACACACAGUCCCCGCGCGACAUACAUGCACAACACCACACAACAAACCCGGCCCACUUCCCGAGCCCAAACCUCACUCCCCGGGCAGACCUCGCAUCCGGACACCCUACUACCCGUUUCCCCCCAACAGUCUCCUACCAGUGUGCGCGCCCAGAUCGCCAAAUAGCAGGCACCACCCAUUCUCUCGCACCCCCCCCCCUGUUCAACACCCCCCGGUUCCACCCUGUUCCAAAAUCCACUUCCGACUCUCUACGUCCCCCACACAUCUCAUUUCUCCCAGCCCCCAAUACGUCCUCACCCACAGUGCAACAUCAGGGUGAACCAAAGGCCAGGCGAAAUGGACGAACAAAGAGGGCGCGAAGGGGCAAAAGUGACAGAGAAAACAAAAAGACUAAGAGAAAGGGGACGAAGAAGCGAAGCGGCGGAACCACAGCGCUCUGACGCUCUCUUAUGCCGCCUAUUCUCGAGCGCUCAGCUAUCUCUCUCGGCUUCCACUCCCUACCCACUCGCUCAACCCUAAGCUCCACCGACCCCUGCCCACCAACCCCCUCCUACCUUCCACUAAACUAUCCCAACCCUUGCAUUCACCAACCAAUGUUUAGCCAUCCCCCAUGCAGGCAUUUCCACUUCUAUCCCUCACCCCAUCCAACCUUACCCAAUUAACCUUCACACAUUUGAAAUACCAUGUUAGAAGGAAAGUUUCAAAUUUCAAUAAUUAAUUUAUUAAUUAUGCUUUAAUCCCAAAUUAUUAUAAGGGGAAAAAAAGAAACCCAAAAUUGGCCCCAAAAAGGGGAUAAAAAGGGGGAAAAAAGGUACCAAAUGCACGAUCCACCCAAGAACCAGCCAGCGGCCCAGGGCCCCACCCCAACGAGAGCGAGCCAGGGGCGCAACAGGAGAGAACUGCCCCACACCUGCAUGUGUUCCCCAAUCUCUUUUCGUCCCCAAGCUAAUUUGCAGCUAUCCACUCUAGGUUCCGCUCACCUUUUCUCAUAUCUCUCUCUAAUGAGACCCCAUCUCUAGACAGGGCCCCAAAAAUCUCUCAGAGCGAGAGAAGCGGGGGCAACCACAGAGAGAGAGAAGAGCGGGGAACAAAGCCGAGAGGAGAGAGCGGGGAAAAAGAGCGAGAGAGAGAGGGACAGGAGCGAGACUGAGAGAGAGUCAGAGAGAGAGAGAGAAGCGAGAUAGAGGCAGAGAGAGCUAUUCAGCUAUAUCAUCUCUCUCUCUCUCUCUCUCUCGGUCUCUCUGCGCUCUCUCUCGUCUUCUCUCUCUCUCUCUCUCUUACCCUCAAAACUCCCGAACAACAGCUCUUUACAGCCACUCAAACAGAAACCUGUCUGAAGGACCCCUGUGCCCCCACACAAUAGAUUCACACAGCAAUUAUCCACUUGCAUUAGUCACAUUGAAUGGUUUCACUCCACAACCUUACUUUGCAAUUAUUUCUAUAUAUAGCUUUUGACAUCAUUGGCUUUUAUAUACAGAAAGUGAUGACAUCCAAUGAUGUCUGAGGAUCUACAGAUCAUGUAGCACAUCCCUAUUCUGACGAGCGGUUUCUGUCUUUGCCCUCUCCAUACUACACGGAUUACUUUGCUAUUAUCAUCCCCCAGACAUUAGAAAGCCUGCAUUGUUAUUCAGAAUAUAUUCUCAAUCAUCAUAAAGUAACAAUGUAUUCUAGAAUCUACUCUUUAAACAGUCCAAAUGUCAGAGUUCCAGAACAAUACAACCAGCCACUUCUACCUAGUGCAAUGGUCCACUCUAUUCCAAUAUACUGUAAAUACAUUCAAGUCUCUCCCUCCUCUACUGUCUGUUAACUGUAUUCUCCAUGCCUGACAUUCACACAAAUGUAAGGUUUUUGCUUGCAAGGUUUCUUAUUUUCUUCUCUAUAUAUAUCUAUCGUAUCUCUAUAGAGCUACUACUCAUCUACUAGUCUCUAUAUCUCUAGAUAGCUAUCCUCUCGCUCUAUCUCUCUCUCUCUCUCUCUCUCUCUCUCUCUCUCUCUCUCUCUCUCUCUCUCUCUCUCUCUCUCUCUCUCUCUCUCUCUCUCUCUCUCUCUCUCUCUCUCUCCUCCGCUGUCACUGCUGCCCACUUUCAGACUAAAGGCCUUGUUCUCUCUCUCUCUCUCUCUGUGAUGCUGUAGACAGACACAGAUAUCACUCUAUCGCUCUACUUCUUGCUUCCCCAGGGGUCUGCCCUACCAGGCCUGCCACUUUCUUUCAUCCACCUCAAGACUCUCUAUCCUCCUCGCCUAUUCUCCCUCAUCUCCACUUCCUUGUUAGCAAGCAAGCUCUCUGCAUACUGUACCAAACUUCUCUAGUACUACUACAGUACAUCAUGCUGGCUUCUGUCCUCCUGUCACCCACUGUUAAAGAGGGGGAAAAUCUCUUUAAGUGGAUUCUGUGGCCUUGUCACUGUUCUCUGUGGAUUACAAUUGAUAUAGACCAAAGCUUACAAGUGAUAAACUUGAAUGCUUUAAUGUAGGCCCUUGGAAUUUGAAUCAGGUCUUGUCAUGAUAGAUUAAUUUGUGUUAAUGCAACAUGACAUGAGGAAGGCUUCAGUGAACUAGACUCAAUUUUUGAGUCUUUUACUUAAAUUACAGCCCAGUCUUGUAAUGGCAGCAUGCGUUCUUGCAGUGUGCGUUUGGGUAAAUUGUGACGUCCUGACUUUUCUACUAGUUGUAGACAUGUUGUGUACUGCAACUGCUAAGUAGUCCCAUUAUUGCUAGCAAGUGCCCCCAAUUAGCUGUGUAAUUCGAGUUAAAUUAUUUCCUUCAGUUCAUGCAUUUAGUUCGACAAUUUUUAAAGAUGUAUUCUUACCUUGGCUGCGUUCAGUAUGAAAAAAAUGGUGUGCAACAUUCAUUUAAACAGAAAAGGUGCCGUUCUGAACAACCAGUUGAAAAACGGGUAGGGGUUGAGGAAUGCUGUCAGCAUGGCCGCUGCCCUUUAAAUACAUCACUGCUUCAUGCCACACCCACCAAACAGAGCAAACAUUUUUAAUUUAUUUUCUCACCUUUAUUUAACCAGGUAAGCCAGUUGAGAACAUACCCAAAGACUAUCUAUUAUGUUGACAAGAUAGUCAAGUGACCGCUCUACCAAUGGAAAUACAAGGAGGCGAGAUCAUUAUAGGACCAUUCUAGCCAAUGAGAGGGCAGAUACACGUGUGAACAACAUGCCUUAGAGAUAGAAGGAGGACUCAUCUUUGUAUCUGUGCCAUUAUAGCGUCUGUGAGUAGAGCAAUUCCACGGUAACGGAUUUACGCUCUGACUCUGUUUUUAUUUCACUUUCAAAUGUAUGCCAAACAAAAAAAAAUGAUUUUAAAGUUUAACAAAUCUCUAUGCACAAGGACUACGUUUAACAAUUUCCAAUAAAACAUUCACAAAAACAAAUUUAGUAGAAGAGCUGUACAGAUGCCAACUUUGGUAAUGGAAUUAUGGUAAAAUCUCCCUCAGGUUUUUAUGAGACCACGUUUCCCAAAAACUCUGUUAAAUAUCUAUUAUGGCUAUUGAACUACAGUAAGUGAAGUGGAUUUACAAUCGUUAACGGAAUUACGGUAACAGAAUUACAUCAUGGCUCCCUGAUCUGUACUACAAAGAAAUGCAUAAUUAUGGAUAUGAAUUUCAUUCUCCUCAUGUUUCACAAGUUUGGACAUCACAGUAGAGUACAGUGCAGUACAAUACAGCAGAGUAUAGUUCAGUAGAGUACAGUACAAUGUACUGUACUAUAUUCUACUUUUCUUUACUCUACUGUAUUGUACUACUGUACUGUAUUGUACUGUGCUCUACUGUGCUCUGCUCACUGUACUGUGCUAUCCAAACUUGUGAAACGUACACUACCAGUCAAAAGUUUGGACACACCCACUCAUUCAAGGGUUUUUCUUUAUUUUUACUAUUUUUUACAUUUUAAAAUAAUAGUGAAGACAUCAAAACUAUGAAAUAACACAUGGAAUCAUGUAGUAACCACAAAAGUGUUAAACAAAUCAAAAUAUAUUUAAGAUUCUUCAAAUAGCCACCCUUUGUCUUGAUGACAGCAUUGCACACUCUUGGCAUUCUCUCAACCAGCUUCAUGAGGUAGUCACCUGGAAUGCAUUUCAAUUAACAGGUGUGCCUUCUUAAAAGUUAAUUUGUGGAAUUUCUUUCCUUCUUAAUGCGUUUGAGCCAAUCAGUUGUGUUGUGACAAGGUAGGGGGGUAUACAGAAGAUAGCCCUAUUUGGUAAAAGACUAAGUCCAUAUUAUGGCAAGAACAGCUCAAAUAAGCAAAGAGAAAUGACAGUUCAUCAUUACUUUAACAUAUGAAGGUCAGUCAAUACGGUCAAUACAUUUCAAGAACUUUGAACGUUUCUUCAAGUGCAGUCGCAAAAGCCAUCAAGCGCUAUGAUGAAACUGGCUCUCAUGAGGACUGCCACAGGAAUGGAAGACCCAGAGUUACCUCUGCUGCAGAGGAUAAGUUCAUUAGAGUUACCAGCCUCAGAAAUUGCAGCCCAAAUAAAUGCUUCACAGAGUUCAAGUAACAGACACAUCUCAACAUCAACUUUUCAGAGGAUACUGUGUGUAUCAGGCCUUCAUGGUCGAUUUGCUGCAAAGAAACCACUACUAAAGGACACCAAUAAUAAGAUGAGACUUGCUUGGGCAAAGAAACAUGAGCAAUGGAUAUUAGACCGGUGGAAAUGAGUCCAAAUUUGAGAUUUUUGGUUCCAACCGCCGUGUCUUUGUGACACGGUGUGGUUGAAUGGAUUAUCUCCGUUUGUGUAUUUCCCACUGUAAAGCAUGGAGGAAGAGGUGCUAUGGUGUGGGGGUGCUUUGCUGAUGACAUUGUCUGUGAUUUAUUUAGAAUUCAAGGCACACUUAACCAGCAUGGCUACCACAGCAUUCUGCAGCGAUACGCCAUCCCAUCUGGUUUGGGCUUAGUGGGACUAUCAUUUGUUUUUCAACAGGACAAUGAUCAAACACACCUCCAGGCUGUGUAAGGGCUAUUUUACCAAGACGGAGAGUGAUGGAGUGCUGCCUCCACAAUCCCCCGACCUCAAUCCAAUUGAGAUGGUUUAGGAUGAGUCGGACCACAGAGUGAAGGAAAAGCAGCCAACAAGUGCUCAGCAUAUGUGGGAACUGCUUCAAGACUGUUGGAAAAGCAUUCCAGGCCUUCUAGCCUUUGCCUGGUUAAGAAACACAAGCAGCUUUAUAAAAUUAAAAACAAUAGCAGCAUUGAGUUUAAUAGUAAAACAAUGGUCUAGCUAUGUUUUUCUCUCCCUAAAACUUGGCUACUUGCGCACCGGACCGUUAACCAUUUGUUUAGGCUACACCUUGUUCAUCAGUCAUGUUACCUCAUUAGCUAGCUAUAGCUAACAAUCUGGGGAGUGUUCAGCAGGAGGAAACGUUUUGGAAUGUUCAGAUAUAAAUAUGCUACAGUGAGGGAAAACAGUAUUUGAUCCCCUGCUGAUUUUGUACGUUUGCCCACUGACAAAGACAUGAUCAGUCUAUAAUUUUAAUGGUAGGUUUAUUUGAACAGUGAGAGACAGAAUAACAACAACAAAAUCCAGAAAAACGCAUGUCAAAAAUGUUAUAAAUUGAUUUUGCAUUUUAAUGAGGGAAAUAAGUAUUUGACCCCUCUGCAAAACAUGACUUAGUACUUGGUGGCAAAACCCUUGUUGGCAAUCACAGAGGUCAGACGUUUCUUGUAGUUGGCCACCAGGUUUGCACACAGCUCAGGAGGGAUUUUGUCCCACUCCUCUUUGCAGAUCUUCUCCAAGUCAUUAAGGUUUUGAGGCUGACGUUUGGCAACUCGAACGUUCAGCUACCUCCACAGAUUUUCUAUGGGAUUAAGGUCUGGAGACUGGCUAGGCCACUCCAGGACCUUAAUGUGCUUCUUCUUGAGCCACUCCUUUGUUGCCUUGGUCAUGUGUUUUGGGUCAUUGUCAUGCUGGAAUACCCAUCCACUACCCAUUUUCAAUGCCCUGGCUGAAGGAAGGAGGUUCUCACCCAAGAUUUGACGGUACAUGGCCCCGUCCAUCGUCCCUUUGAUGCGGUGAAGUUGUCCUGUCCCCUUAGCAGAAAAACACCCCCAAAGCAUAAUGUUUCCACCUCCAUGUUUGACGGUGGGGAUGGUGUUCUUGGGUCAUAGGCAGCAUUCCUCCUCCUCCAAACACGGCGAGUUGAGUUGAUGCCAAAGAGAUCCAUUUUGGUCUCAUCUGACCACAAUACUUUCACCCAGUUCUCCUCUGAAUCAUUUAGAUGUUCAUUGGCAAACUUCAGACGGGCCUGUAUAUGUGCUUUCUUGAGCAGGGGGACCUUGCGGGCGCUGCAGGAUUUCAGUCUUUCACGGCAUAGUGUGUUACCAAUUGUUUUCUUGGUGACUAUGGUCCCAGCUGCCUUGAGAUCAUUGACAAGAUCCUCCCGUGUAGUUAUGGGCUGAUUCCUCACCAUUCUCAUGAUCAUUGCAACUCCACGAGGUGAGAUCUUGCAUGGAGCCCCAGGCCGAGGGAGAUUGACAGUUAUUUUGUGUUUCUUCCAUUUGCGAAUAAUCGCACCAACUGUUGUCACCUUCUCACCAAGCUGCUUGGUGAUGGUCUUGUAGCCCAUUCCAGCCUUGUGUAGGUCUACAAUCUUGUCCCUGACAUCCUUGGAGAGCUCUUUGGUCUUGGCCAUGGUGGAGAGUUUGGAAUCUGAUUGAUUGAUUGCUUCUGUGGACAGGUGUCUUUUAUACAGGUAACAAACUGAGAUUAGGAGCACUCCCUUUAAGAGUGUGCUCCUAAUCUCAGCUCGUUACCUGUAUAAAAGACACCUGGGAGCCAGAAAUCUUUCUGAUUGAGAGGGGAUCUAAUACUUAUUUCCCUCAUUAAAAUGCAAAUCAAUUUAUAACAUUUUUGACAUGCAUUAUUCUGGAUUUUGUUGUUGUUAUUCUGUCUCUCACUGUUCAAAUACACCUACCAUUAAAAUUAUAGACUGAUCAUUUCUUUGUCAGUGGGCAAACGUACAAAAUCAGCAGGGGAUCAAAUACUUUUUCCCCUCACUGUAUGUAGAACAAACAUGCCUCUGACAUGUUGAAUAAGGAAUAACGUUGGCUCUUCAUGGAAUUUCUAUGUGCAACGUUCGAGAACGUUUUGCAACAGAACAUGGCCCAGGUAACAUUACCAGUAGUCUAUAUGCAAACAUUGGUGGCACACAUUUUUGACUACAUUCCCCUUGCCACUACACUAUAUCUGACUGGUAGUACCACAAUCACUUUUUUUUAGUUAAUGUGGAUCCAGUGACUCAGACUUGAGCACGUGGCCCAGGACUCGAGCACUGGGACUUCAGCCAUAGGGACUUGUGACCCAACCAUUGGGACUCAAUUCGGACUGUAGGAUGAGUGACUCGACUACAGCACUCACUGUGUGAAACAGUCAUUAGCUCCCGUUCUACUUUUGGACACCAAUGUGGCUGCGGCGUCUGUGGAACGGUGAUAACAAUGGCAAUGACGUGACCGAGUGACGGAGGUGCAACCCCAUACUACUUUGCCAAUACCAUCUGGUGAUUGUGGUACUCUCUCUCUCUCUCUCUCUGUCUCUCUGUUUCUCUGUCUCUCUGCGCUUGUGUGUGCCCGUUUGUUUUGUAUGUAAUGUGCAAUAUCUAUGUAGGCUGAAUUAGGAAUUUACAUGGCCAGAUAAUUCUUAUAUAUUCUAUGUUUGUCAUAUUUUUCCUGUUGGGAAGAGAACAGGUUAUUUUUAGAAAUUUUUGCAACUUUAUAAAAAAAUAAAAACAGAUACCUUAUUUACAUAAGUAUUCAGACCUUUUGCUAUGAGACUCGAAAUUGAGCUCAGAUGCAUCCUGUUUCCAUUGAUCAUCCUUGAAAUGUUUCUACAACUUGAUUGGAGUCCACCUGUGGUAAAUUCAAUUGAUUGGACAUGAAUUUCUGCAGCAUUGAAGGUCCCAAGAACACAGUGGCCUCCAUCAUUCUUAAAUGGAAGAAGUUUGGAACCACCAAGACUCUUCCUAGAGCUAGCCGCCCGGCCAAACUGAGCAAUCGGGGAAAAGGGCCUUGGUCAGGGAGGUGACCAAGAACCCGAUGGUUACUCUGACAGAGCUUCAGCGUUCCUCUGUGGAAAUGGGAGAACCUUCCAGAAGGACAACCAUCUCUGCAGCACUCCACCAAUCAGGCCUUUAUGGUAGAGUGGCCAGACGGAAGCCACUCCUUAGUAAAAGGCGCAUGACAGCACGCUUGGAGUUUGCCAAAAGGCACCUAAAGGACUAUCAGACCAUGAGAAACAAGAUUCUCUGGUCUGAUGAAACCAAGAUUGAACUCUUUGGCCUGAAUGCCAAGCGUCACGUCAGGAGGAAACCUGGCACCAUCCCUAUGGUGAAGCAUGGUGGUGGCAGCAUCAUACUGUGGGGAUGUUUUUCAGCGGCAGGGACUGGGAGACUAGUCAGGAUGGAGGGAAAGAUGAACGGCGCAAAGUACAGAGAGAUCCUUGAUGAAAACCUGCUCCAGAGCGCUCAGGACAGACUGAAGCAAAGGUUCACCUUCCAACAGGACAAUGACCCUAAGCACACAGCCAAGACAAUGCAGGAGUGGCUUCGGGACAAGUCUCUGAAUGUCCUUGAGUGGCCCAGCCAGAGCCCGGACUUGAACCCAAUCGAACAUCUCUUGAGAGACCUGAAAAUAGCUGUGCAGCGACGCUCCCCAUCCAACCUGACAGCGCUUGACAGGAUCUGCAGAGAAGAAUGGGAGAAACUCCCCAAAUACAGAUGUGCCAAGCUUGUAGCGUCAUACCCAAGAAGACUCAAUGCUGUAAUCGCUGCCAAAGGUGCUUCAACAAAGUAUUGAGAAAAAGGUUUUGAGUACUUAUGUAAAUGUGAUAUUUCAGUUUUUUUUUUUUUAUAUAUUUGCUGAAAUUUCUAGAAACCAGUUUUUUCUUUGUCAUUACAGGGUAUUGUGUGUAGAUUGAUGAGUGGGAAAAAAACAAUUUAAUCCAUUUUAGAAUAAGGCUGUAACAUAACAAAAUGUGGAAAAAGUCAAGGGGUCUGAAUACUUUCCGAAUGCACUGUAGGUUCAUGAGGCAAUGCAAAUGUGAUGUGACUAAAAAUAAAGGGCAUUUAGUUGACUAAAAUGGCCCACUGUUUUUAUCAUUUUGACACUAACUAGACUAAAUCAUUAUUCAAAUGACAAAAAUGUCUUAAUGACAAAAAUACUUUAUGAUAUUUUAGUCAAAAUGACUAAGACUAGACUAAAUCUAAAAAAGAGUGCCAAAAUUAACACUGGAGGACAGUAGCAGUUGAACUAACUGUGGUUUGUAAAAAAAAAUAUGAUUUCCCAUUGUAGCCAAUUCAGUUGCAGUAUUUCCGUUACUGAAUUUUUGGUAAUUUCAUUACCAAUUUGUUUUUAAUCACUUAAUAAUACAUAAACAAAAUUGAUAUCAGUAAAAUCACAGGUCUACCAUUACUUGUUACUUCUGUGAACUUUCAUUAUCCUCUUCAUGAGGGAGAGAAAUUAGCCCACCUCCUGCACUGCUCACACCUAAUCAAAUCAAAUCAAAUGUUAUUGGCCACACGCGCCGAAUACAACAGGUGUAGACAUUACAGUGAAAUGCUUACUUACAGCCCUUAACCAACAAUGCAUUUAUUUUUUAAUAAAAAAAGUAAAAUAAAACAACAACAAAAAAGUGUUGAGAAAAAAAGAGCAGAAGUAAAAUAAAAUAACAGUAGGGAGGCUAUAUACAGGGGGGUACCGGUGCAGAGUCAAUGUGCGGGGGCAUCGGCUAGUUGAGGUAGUUGAGGUAAUAUGUACAUGUGGGUAGAGUUAAAGUGACUAUGCAUAAAUAAUUAACAGAGUAGCAGCAGCGUAAAAAGAUGGGGUGGGGUGGGGGUGGGGGGGCAGUGCAAAUAGUUUGGGUAGCCAUGAUUAGCUGUUCAGGAGUCUUAUGGCUUGGGGGUAGAAGCUGUUGAGAAGUCUUUUGGACCUAGACUUGGCACUCCGGUACCGCUUGCCGUGCGGUAGCAGAGAGAACAAUCUAUGACUAGGGUGGCUGGAGUCUUUGACAAUUUUGAGGGCCUUCCCCACCUGUGACUGAAAGGGGGGGAUAUGCCAAUUGAAAAGCUAGCUCUUAAAAAUGUAGCUAGCUAUCUAGCUAUAUGACAUAAAAUGCUGUGUAAAAUAGUUAAAAGGCUAUAAAGUAACAUUAACUGUAAAGCUAUCAGUCACUAGUGGAAACAGUUACAACUGCAAUUAAGUUACAUUAUCUUUUUAAUGUAUUUUACCUCAGACAAUCUGGUAGUAUGGUUGCUAGCUAGCACUCCUAGCAGCUUAUGGUAACUAGCUAGCUGGCUAGCAUUUACUGCUAGUAAAGUUGCUAGCUAGGAAGUUAGCAUAAACUAGCACUAACUGGACUAGUCAUUGUCUAAAUGACAGGUUGAAACACAUUCAUAACCAUGAAGGGGUAACUAUCCACCAGGGGCCAUAUUACUACUUUACUCAAAAAUUAUUUAAAAAAUUGUGGAUUAUUUAUCUUAAGGUUACCCCCUAGUACCCUACCCAUAGCCUGUUUCUUAGGCCAUACAUAGUUUUUUAAUUACAGUGAGGGAAAAAAGUAUUUGAUCCCCUGCUGAUUUUGUACGUUUGCCCCCUGACAAAGACAUGAUCGGUCUAUUAUUUUAAUGGUAGGUUUAUUUGAACAGUGAGAGAUAGAAUAACAACAAAAAAAUCCAGAAAAACGCAUGUAAAAAAUGUUAUAAAUUGAUUUGCAUUUUAAUGAGGGAAAUAAGUAUUUGACCCCUCUGCAAAACAUGACUUAGUACUUGGUGGCAAAACCCUUGUUGGCAAUCACAGAGGUCAGACGUUUCUUGUAGUUGGCCACCAGGUUUGCACACAUCUCAGGAGUGAUUUUGUCCCACUCCACUUUGCAGAUCUUCUCCAAGUCAUUAAGGUUUCGAGGCUGACGUUUGGCAACUUCAACCUUCAGCUCCCUCCACAGAUUUUCUAUGGGAUUAAGGUCUGGAGACUGGCUAGGCCACUCCAGGACCUUAAUGUACUUCUUAUUGAGCCACUCCUUUGUUGCCUUGGCCGUGUGUUUUGGGUCAUUGUCAUGCUGGAAUACCCAUCCACAACCCAUUUUCAAAGCCCUGGCUGAGGGAAGGAGGUUCUCACCCAAGAUUUGACGGUACAUGGCCCCGUCCAUCGUCCCUUUGAUGUGGUGAAGUUGUCCUGUCCCCUUAGCAGAAAAACACCCCCAAAGCAUAAUGUUUCCACCUUCAUGUUUGACGGUGGGGAUGGUGUUCUUGGGUCAUAGGCAGCAUUCCUCCUCCUCCAAACACGGCGAGUUGAGUUGAUGCCAAAGAGCUCAAUUUUGGUCUCAUCUGACUACAACACUUUCACCCAGUUCUCCUCUGAAUCAUUCAGAUGUUCAUUGGCAAACUUCAGACGGGCCUGUAUAUGUGCUUUCUUGAGCAGGGGGACCUUGCAGACGCUGCAGGAUUUCAGUCCUUCACGUCGUAGUGUGUUAUCAAAUCAAAUCAAAUCAAAUCAAAUGUUAUUGGCCACAUGCGCCGAAUACAACAGGUGCAGACAUUACAGUGAAAUGCUUACUUACAGCCCUUAACCAACAGUGCAAAUACAGUAAAAAUAAAACAACAAUAUAAAAAGUGUUGAGAAAAAAAGAGCUAAAAAAAAUAACAGUAGGGAGGCUAUAUAUACAGGGGGGUACAGGUGCAGAGUCAAUGUGCGGGGGCACCGGAUAGUUGAAUUGUUUUCUUGGUGACUAUGGUCCCAGCUGCCUUGAGAUCAUUGACAAGAUCCUCCCGUGUAGUUCUGGGCUGAUUCCUCACCGUUCUCAUUAUCAUUGCAACUCCACGAGGUGAGAUCUUGCAUGGAGCCCCAGGACGAGGGAGAUUGACAGUUUUUUUUGUGUUUCUUCCAUUUGCGAAUAAUCGCACCAACUGUUGUCACCUUCUUGUAGCCCAUUCCAGCCUUGUGUAGGUCUACAAUCUUGUCCCUGACAUCCUUGGAGAGCUCUUUGGUCUUGGCCAUGGUGGAGAGUUUGGAAUCUGAUUGAUUGAUUGCUUCUGUGGACAUGUGUAUUUUAUACAGGCAACAAGCUGAGAUUAGGAGCACUCCCUUUAAGAGUGUGCUCCUAAUCUCAGCUCGUUACCUGUAUAAAAGACACCUGGGAGCCAGAAAUCUUUCUGAUUGAGAGGGGGUCAAAUACUUAUUUCCCUCAUUAAAAUACAAAUCAAUUUAUAACAUUUAUGAAAUGCGUUUUUCUGGAUUUUUUUGUUGUUUUUCUGUCUCUCACUGUUCAAAUAAACCUACCAUUAAAAUUAUAGACUGAUAAUUUCUUUGUCAGUGGGAAAACGUACAAAAUCAGCAGGGGAUCAAAUACUUUUUUCCCUCACUGUAUUUAUUUGGAGAAGUUAGGUUUUGUUAAUCUUUUGCUUGUUUUUGUAAUUCCUUUUUGCCUAUUUUGCUGAAUUUCUUAUCUACCAUAAUCACUGCUACCAUCACAACCAUUACUUUGUGGAUGAAACCACAAUUUUUGCACCUUAUCAUUUGCCUCCUGCCUGUCCUUAAGACCAUAACACAUGUUUUCCUUUACAAGUCUUACUAUGUAAGAAUAACUGUCAAACAAGACAAAAAGCAAUUACAUUCUCUUCCUGGAGAUAUUGUUUAUCAGCUUUUAUCUCUCGCUCUCUAUCUUGCUCUCUCAUUUUCUCUCUCCCUCUCUGGGCAUUACAUAAGUCUGUGUGUGUGUGUGGGGGCUGUGUUGUGUAUUAUGUAAGGGAGACCUGGAAGUAAGUAUGGGUGACCCCUACACUGCCCUGCACACUCGCUGGAGGUGGGAGGUUGUUUAUGUUAGUCAUAGAGGGCACAGUAUGUGUGUGUGUGUGUCUCGUGUGUUUUCUAUUACCAUGUUAAAUCAGUUUGUAAAGACCAGGGAAUUGAGUAGGUUCAGGAGUUUUUCCUAGUCCGGUAUUAUGGUUGGGAGAAACUCCUGGCUCUAGAGAUGGGUGACCUCAGGCAGGUGAUUAGGUUGGUAGAAAUUAAUAAAGGUUGGUUAUGAUGAUAAAGUGACACCUUUAUGAAUGAUACUGCUGUUUUCUCAUUAUACCUCCGGCUAAUCAUGGUGUUUAAUGUCAUUUGAGACUUGUUUCUCACUAGAGAAGAUUUCUUCUUUUAUAAAAAGGCGUUUAGACAACAUUAACAUUUGAUCAUUGUGUUAUCUUCCUUGUUUCUAAGUGAUGUCUCCUACUUGGCUGACUCCUAUUCUGACUAAUGUUAUCAUCAUCAAGUCAUCAAAGAAAACAAUAACAAAAGACUAAUUCCUGUUCAGAACUGCAGCUCAACUGACUGUCUGAUACGAGGGAGGAGGGUUUUGUAUUGUUGUUAACCAGUGGAGAGGAAUUACCAAUCAAACACUGGGUAUAAAUACACUUUGUUUGUUUUGUAUGCAAGAGAGAAAGUCAUGAUACCUUCUAGAAAUAAAAAAGAAGACUUCACCUUGCCAGCAGUUUCCCUGCACUCCUGGUGUGUGUGUGUGUGUGUGUGGUGUGUAUCUCCUCGUGUUGGGAGAGGGGGGUGCUCUUACUGAGUGGGAAUGCCUGGUAGGAUGUGUAGGCCUCGGUAACCAAGGCAACCAUCUGCUGCUAUGCUCGCAACGCUCUCGGCAGCCCACACAAUGUCACCACUGUGACAUCCAGCCUGCAGUUCUGAGAGAGAGGAAGAGAGGGAAAAACAAGAGACGAGAGAGAUUGUGUGUAUGUGUCUCUGUGUGUGUGUGUGUCUGUGUGUUAGACAUUGACCCCUUCCUGUGUUCUAUCUAGAUGCAGGGGGAUUUAGGGUCCCAGAGGAGUUUCAGUGUGUUGGACCGCCUCCUCCACACACACCCCGUCUGGCUGCAGCUAUCCAUCAAUGCUGACUCCGCCCUCUAUAUCCUGCUCAGAGAACCUGUCGGGGUAAGGAGGGGAGAGCCAAUCAGAUCAUUCCAUCAUUAAUAAAUUUACUAACCCAGACUGUCAGGUGAACUGUAUCUGUUUAGUAUAGCUUUCCAAUAGAGUAGUAUACAAGACAGUCAGGAACCUAUUGUACAGUUCCUCACCCCAAGUGUUCACAAAGAACCCUAAUAAAACCCAACUUUAGCCUUGACAUACUGUUACUUACUUGUUAUUGAGCGCUCUAAUUGGACAGUUCCAACAGUUCAAUCAGUACUUGUUUAACAGAACAUACAUUGUUCUCUUUGUCAAUGUUUAUGGCUGGCCCCUGUGUGUAGACGUUCCUAGUUCGUAAGUGCAGCUCCAGCCAGAGGAAGGUGUUGUGUGUCCGAGUGACAGCAGACCGAUCAGUAUCCUCCAUUAAGGAGUGUCUCAUAUGUGAGGAAGACUCAAGUGAGUACCAGAUGCAUACAUGUAGGCUACACCAACAUCAACACACACAAACACUCUAAACUAACAAUGAAACACUUGUGUACAUUAAAGUCAACACACACAUACACUCUAAACCAGUGUUUCUUAACUCCAGUCCUCGAGUACCCCUAAUAGCACACAUUUUUGUUGAAGCCCUGGAUAAACACCUGAUUCAACUCAUUGAGGGAUUGAUGAUUAAUUGACAAGUUGAAUUAGGUGUGCUUGUCCAGGGCUAACAUUUUAAUUUGUACUGUUCGGGGUACUGGAGGACUGGAGUUGAGAAACACUGCUCUAAACUAUCAAUAAAACACUUGAACAGUUUCAAUUACAAACACACACAGUACUGCAUGUGAUCAACAUCCACUGUGAAUCAAUGAAGGAUCGGGCCCGGCUCCACGAGGGGGCAAAAGGGGGCUUAGCCCAAUUUAAACUUCUGCCACCUCAGUUUUAGUUUUAUGUCCCUAGAUAAAAAUAGCAAAAUAAAGUUCAAAUGAUUGAGUGACAGGUUGGCGCAAAAUCUGUAUCUGUGCUGUAUCAGGGCUAUGAAAAGCCACUGGGCGGUUAGGUAUGACUCCUUUGGGUUUUCAUAAAAAGUGUGAAAAAAUGCUGCUCAUCUGUGGUAGGCUACGUGAAAAACAAGAUACGUCUCCGCCUGUAAAUUAGAUUUAGAUUUACAAGUUUACAGUUGAAGCUCCUUCACUCAACUCUGCCUGACGUCCCACCACUACAGAGUUUAGUUAGCUUCUUAGCUAGCUGUAAAAGGCGUUAGUGUUAUUACCCAAAAGCUCUAACCAGCUAAGCUGCCACUGCCACGAUGGAUAUCGGAAAUCAAACCACCGAGGCCGCCAGCAGCGAUGAUGCUGCCGAGCUCCAGCUAGCUUCGUGUGAAGAGCCCAUGUGAACAGCCCACUCCCCCUUCCCCGACUGUUCCUGACGAUCUUGGGACAGAGGAGCCACCCCAGGUUAGCCUAAAAUCCUACCCUAGCCGCAGGUUUUCUGUCCAAAAACGUUCAUUUAAUAGCAACUGGUUCAUAGGAAGAGAGUGGCUAGAGUACUCUGUUACUGCAGAUGCGGCAUUUUGUUUUUUCAUGUCGAAAGUUCUGUGUUGGGUCAAAUGCUAACGCAGAUAAGGCCUUAACCCAAGGCGGGUAUUCUAACUGGAAGAAUUCUAUUGAUGGUACCAAAGGAUUCACUAGGCAUCAUCAAGCAAGGUGCAUUUGAAAUGCACUGCACUGUGGUAAGAAACUAGUAUUCGGCUGCAUUCACGCUGUUUGAAAUAGGUGAAUUACCCUAUCUAUUUUGAAGCCUAUAUUCAUUACCAAAUAGGCCUUGCUUUAGUGUGUAGGGCGCUGUCCAUUGUGCUGAUACAGCGCAGCGGAAAUGGGCUACAGAUUUCACGCCAACCUGUCACUUCAAAAGCACUCAAUGGUCUAGGAGUCUCAGCAUUUUAGCUUGAUGUUUAUUAUGGUAUAGUGUGAUAUAAGCAGAAAUCUAAAUAAUUCCAAUGCAAGAACCCCCCAAAACUGUCCCCCCUCACCGAUUUCAACUGCCCCCUUAGUCACUUUAUCCUGAACCGGGUUUGUGAAGGAUGCUGCCAAAUGUUACAAAGCUGUGAUUGGUGUCAAACGCUCUCUGUCCUAUCACCAGCCUUCGCCUUGGAGAGCUCCGCCCUCAGCUUCCCAGACCUCUGCCGAUUGGUGGCCUUCUACUGCAUCAGCAGGUGAUUACCACUACCUUUACCCCCGUCUACCUGUCAAUAACACUGCCACUGCUUUGGUCUAUUUUGUCCACAGACUGUAAAUACGCUGUAAUGGCACUCCCAUUACAAAACAGGGCACCCUGUGCUGUUCCAGCCUACUAUCACACACUGUGUUAUUUGAUAAUAAAUAAGUACAGUAUGUGUGUGUUGUCUCCAGGGAUGUGCUGCCUUUUCCACUGGAGCUCCCAGAAGCCAUUGCUCAGGCCUCCACCCACAGGAAGCUGGAGGCCAUCUCCCAUAUGGGAUUAGGUAGGGAUUCAUUCAACGGAUCUAUAACAUACAGAUGUAGGAAAUGCAAACUUGUUGUGUAUUCAAGGUUUAAAAAGACUUCUAAAGUUUGUAAUUUCCACUUUAAAAUGUCAGACUUGAUUUGCCCAAAGGAAAAUGUAUCAACCCCUACAGAAAAUGUCCAUUAAUUAUAAUCCACAUAAUAAUUCAAAUUUCCUGUUGCUGUAGGAUUAUUUUCCUGCUGUAGCAAACUGGCUCAAAUUAAGAUCCUACAUCUGGAGCAUUACAUUAGACUGGGAUGGGGUCUCAACCACAGAAAAGGAACAUACUGUAUACCUAUUCAAUUAAUUCAGAUCUACACAAGUGUCUAGGGCUUGUUUCUGGACUGGGCCUAAAUGUUUAGCACAGUAGGAAAUGGUCUUCAAAGCACUUCAAUAUCAAAUCAAAUCAAAUGUUAUUUGUCAAAUGCGCCGAAUACAACAGGUGUAGACCUUACCGUGAAAUGCUUACUUACAAGCCCUUAACCAACAAUGCAGUUCAAGAAAGAGUUAAGAAAUUAUUUACUAAAUAAACUAAAGUAAAACUAAAUAGUAACAAUAACGAGGCUAUAUACAGGUGGUACCAGUACCGAGUCAAUGUGCAGGGGUACAGGUUAGUACAUGUAGGUAGGGGUACAGUGACUAUGCAUAGAUAAACAGCGAGUAGCAGCAGUGUAAAAACAAAGGGGGGGAGGGUCAAUGUAAAUAGUCUGUGUGGCCAUUUGAUUAAUUGUUCAGCAGUCUUAUAAUAUUAAUAAUAUUAAUAUGCCAUUUAGCAGACGCUUUUAUCCAAAGCGACUUACAGUCAUGUGUGCAUACAUUUUUACCUAUGGGUUGUCCCGGGGAUCGAACCCACUACCCUGGCGUUACAAGCGCCAUGCUCUACCAAUUGAGCUACAGAGGACCAUGGCUUGGGGGUAGAAGCUGUUAAGGAGCCUUUUGGUCCUAGACUUGGCGCUCCGGUACCGCUUGCGGUGCGGUAGCAGAGAGAACAGUCUAUGACUUGGGAGACUGGAGUCUUUUAAAAAACGUUGGGCCUUCCUCUUGCACCGCCUAGCAUAUAGGUCCUGGAUGGCAGGAAGCUUGGCCCCAGUGAUGUACUAGGCCGUAGGCACUACCCUCUGUAGCGCCUUACGGUCUGAUGCUGAGCAGUUGCCAUACCAGGCGGUGAUGCAACCGGUCAGGAUGCUCUCGAUGGUGCAGCUGUAGAACUUUUUGAGGAUCUGGGUACCCAUGACAAAUCUUUUCAGUUUCCUGAGGGGGAAAAGGUGUUGUCGUGCCCUCUUCAUGACUGUCUUGGAUGUGUUUGGACCAUGAUAGUUUGUUGGUGAUGUGGACACCAAGGAAUUUGAAAGUCUCGACCCGCUCCACUACAGCCCUGUCGAUGUUAAUGUUCGGCCCUCCGUUUCCUGUAGUCCACGAUCAGCGACUUUGUCUUACUCACAUUGAGGGAGAGGUUGUUAUCCUGGCACCACACUGCCAGGUCUCUGACCUCCUCCCUAUAGGCUGUCUCAUCAUUGUCGGUGAUCAGGCCUACCACUGUUGUGUCGUCAGCAAACUUAAUGAUGGUGUUGGAGUCGUGUUUGGCCGCGCAGUCGUGGGUGAACAGGGAGUACAGGAGGGGACUAAGCAUGCACCCCAGAGGGGCCCCAGUGUUGAAGAUCAGCGUGGUAGAUGUGUUGUUGCCUACUCUUACCACCUGGGGGCAGCCCGUCAGGAAGUCCAGGAUCCAGUUGCAGAGGGAGGUGUUUGGUUCCAGGGUCCUUAGCUUAGUGAUGAGCUUUGUGGGCACUAUGGUGUUGAAUGCUGAGCUAUAGUCAAUGAACAGCAUUCUCACAUACAGUGGGGAGAACAAGUAUUUGAUACACUGCCGAUUUUGCAGGUUUUCCUACUUACAAAGCAUGUGGAGGUCUGUAAUUUUUAUCAUAGGUACACUUCAACUGUGAGAGACGGAAUCUAAAACAAAAAUCCAGAAAAUCACAUUGUAUGAUUUUUAAGUAAUUAAUUUGCAUUUUAUUGCAUGACAUAAGUAUUUGAUACAUCAGAAAAGCAGAACUUAAUAUUUGGUACAGAAACCUUUGUUUGCAAUUACAGAGAUCAUACGUUUCCUGUAGGUCUUGACCAGGUUUGCACACACUGCAGCAGGGAUUUUGGCCCACUCCUCCAUACAGACCUUCUCCAGAUCCUUCAGGUUUUGGGGCUGUCGCUGGGCAAUACGGACUUUCAGCUCCCUCCAAAGAUUUUCUAUUGGGUUCAGGUCUGGAGACUGGCUAGGCCACUCCAGGACCUUGAGAUGCUUCUUACGGAGCCACUCCUUAGUUGCCCUGGCUGUGUGUUUCGGGUCGUUGUCAUGCUGGAAGACCCAGCCACGACCCGUCUUCAAUGCUCUUACUGAGGGAAGGAGGUUGUUGGCCAAGAUCUCGCGAUACAUGGCCCCAUCCAUCCUCCCCUCAAUACGGUGCAGUCGUCCUGUCCCCUUUGCAGAAAAGCAUCCCCAAAGAAUGAUGUUUCCACCUCCAUGCUUCACAGUUGGGAUGGUGUUCUUGGGGUUGUACUCAUCCUUCUUCUUCCUCCAAACACGGCGAGUGGAGUUUAGACCAAAAAGCUCUAUUUUUGUCUCAUCAGACAACAUGACCUUCUCCCAUUCCUCCUCUGGAUCAUCCAGAUGGUCAUUGGCAAACUUCAGACGGGCCUGGACAUGCGCUGGCUUGAGCAGGGGGACCUUGCGUGCGCUGCAGGAUUUUAAUCCAUGACGGCGUAGUGUGUUACUAAUGGUUUUCGUUGAGACUGUGGUCCCAGCUCUCUUCAGGUCAUUGACCAGGUCCUGCCGUGUAGUUCUGGGCUGAUCCCUCACCUUCCUCAUGAUCAUUGAUGCCCCACAAGGUGAGAUCUUGCAUGGAGCCCCAGACCGAGGGUGAUUGACUGUCAUCUUGAACUUCUUCCAUUUUCUAAUAAUUGCGCCAACAGUUGUUGCCUUCUCACCAAGCUGCUUGCCUAUUGUCCUGUAGCCCAUCCCAGCCUUGUGCAGGUCUACAAUUGUAUCCCUGAUGUCCUUACACAGCUCUCUGGUCUUGGCCAUUGUGGAGAGGUUGGAGUCUGUUUGAUUGAGUGUGUGGACAAAUGUAUUUUAUACAGGUAACGAGUUCAAGCAGGUGCAGUUAAUACAGGUAAUGAGUGGAGAACAGGAGUGCUUCUUAAAGAAAAACUAACAGGUCUGUGAGAGCCGGAAUUCUUACUGGUUGGUAGGUGAUCAAAUACUUAUGUCAUGCAAUAAAAUGCAAAUUAAUUACUUAAAAAUCCUACAAUGUGAUUUUCUGGAUUUUUUAGAUUCCGUCUCUCACUGUUGAAGUGUACCUAUGAUAAAAAUUACAGACCUCUACAUGCUUUGUAAGUAGGAAAACCUGCAAAAUAGGCAGUGUAUCAAAUACUUGUUCUCCCCACUGUAUGUGUUCCUUUUGUCCAGGUGGGAAAGGGCAGUGUGGAGUGUGAUUGAGAUUGCGUCAUCUGUGGAUCUGUUGGAGCGGUAUGCGAAUUGGAGUGGGUCUAGGGUUUCCAGGAUGAUGGUGUUGAUGUGAGCCAUGACCAGCCUUUCAAAGCACUUCAUGGCUACCUACGUGAGUGCUACGGGGCGGUAGUCAUUUAGGCAGGUUACCUUCACUUCCUUGGGCACAGGGACUAUGGUAGUCUGCUUGAAACAUGUAGGUAUUACAGAAUAGGUCAUGAAGAGGUUGAAAAUGUCAGUGAAGACACCUGCCAGUUGGUCCACGUGUGCUUUGAGUACAUGUCCUGGUAAUCCGUCUGGCCCCACGGCUUUGUGAAUGUUGAACUGUUUAAAGGUCUUGCUCACAUCAGCUACCGAGAGCGUGAUCACACAGUCAUCCGGAACAGCUGGUGCUCUCAUGCAUGCUUCAGUGUUGCUUGCCUCGAAGCGAGCAUAAAAGGCAUUUAGCUCAUCUGGUAGGCUCGCAUCACUGGGCAGCUCGCGGCUGGGUUUCCCUUUGUAGUCCGUAAUAGUUUUCAAGCUCUGCCACAUCCAACGAGCGUCAGAGCGGUGUAGUAGGAUUCAAUCUUAAUCCUGUAUUUAGGAUUUGCCUGUUUGAUGGUUCAUCUGAGGGCAUAGCGGGAUUUCUUAUAAGUGUCCGGAUAUCAAUCUCUUUAUGGCGUGAAUCAAUGACUUAUCCUCUGAACACCACAGUAUGAAAACAUUACAUACCAGAAUCUUUACCGGGCAACAUAGUUUUUCUUCUCCUUCUUUUCACCACAACCCGACAGAGUUCUGGAGUUCACUCGCCGACACCCAGAAUGGACCUGGGGACCUGCAGGCUCCACCCACCAUCAAUGCCCCACCCAUUACCACCAAGGCUCCGCCCACCAGUGCCACCCAGGUCAAGGCGGGUCUGUCCCAGGACCUGUGUUACCUGCUGUCCCGCGGCAGACAGGAGUCUCUUUGCUUCAUCAACCCUCUCUUUCUCCAGCUCGAGGUAGUCACCCUUAACAGAUCUAGGAACAGUUUACCCCACCCCAAUAAUAUCUUACCCUGAUUCAGUUUACUUGGCUUCCUUCAGCUGGAGGUAUAGACUUAGAAACAUCAACAUGGCUGUAAGUGGGAAGUCAUCCCAGUUUUUAAAGAUGAUGUCACCUUGCAGAGUCUACCUUUAACCACAUCUGGGAUCAGUUUACCCCACCAAAAUUCCUAACCAUAACCAUUAGGGAGAGUGAAAACAUAUCUGACCCUGAAUCAGUCGGUAUAGGGACAACUACCUACCUCUACCUCCUCUCUCCCUCCAGCAGCAACCACAGCCGCAACAGUCGAUCCCGGGGGCGUCACACAAACGCCACCGCUUCAAACGCAGCAUGAGGGUCCGUGUCUCUACAGAGAGCUCCAUGACUCUGUCUGGUUGUGGAGGUGGUGGAGGGGGGGCUGGGUCAUUCCCCUUGCCCCCGGAGAACCCCAAGGACCAGGAGAGGCUCCAGCCCACACCCCUCCAGCCCAGUCCCAACCCGCACAGGAAGGUCCAUCCUGGGGCUGGCGUCCUGAGGAGGACCCCUGCACUGUCCCCCAUGUCGGCCGAGGAUGAGGAUCUCGUGCCUGUACCGCCACCGGUAAGGGUCACUUUAUGAGAUAUGUCUCUAUCCUCUGUCUUAUUUUAUCUCUCUUUUCCUUCCUUCCUCCCUUUCUUUCUCACCUGAAAUCACACAAACAUACGCAUCCACUCAACACAAUCUCUAUUGCACUCCACACUGCCCUUUCCCACCUGGACAAGAGGAACACCUACGUGAGAAUGCUAUUCAUUGACUACAGCUCAGCAUUCAACACCAUAGUGCCCUCAAAGCUCAUCACUAAGCUAAGGAUCCUGGGACUAAACACCUCCCUCUGCAACUGGAUCCUGGACUUCCUGUCGGGCCGCCCCCAAGUGGUAAGGGUAGGUAACAACACAUCUGCCACACUGAUCCUCAACACGGGGGCCCCUCAGGGGUGCGUGCUCAGUCCCCUCCUGUACUCCCUGUUCACCCAUGACUGCAUGGCCAGGCACGACUCCAACACCAUCAUUACGUUUGCCGACGACACAACAGUGGUAGGCCUGAUCACCGACAACGAUGAGACAGCCUAUAGGGAGGAGGUCAGAGACCUGGCCGUGUGGUGCCAGGACAACAACCUCUCCCUCAACGUGACCAAGACAAAGGAGAUGAUUGUGGACUACAGGAAAAAAAAGAGGACUGAGCACGCCCCCAUUCUCAUCGACGGGGCUGUAGUGGAACAGGUUGAGAGCUUCAAGUUCCUUGGUGUCCACAUGACCAACGAACUAUCAUGGUCCAAACACACCAAGACAGUCGUGAAGAGGGCACGACAAAGCCUAUUCCCCCUCAGGAGACUGAAAAGAUUUGGCAUGGGUCCUCAGAUCCUCAAAAAAUUCUACAGCUGCACCAUCGAGAGCAUCCUGACUGGUUGCAUCACCGCCUGGUAUGGCAACUGCUUGGCCUCCGACCGCAAGGCACUACAGAGGGUAGUGCGUACGGCCAAGUACAUCACUGGGGCCAAGCUUCCUGCCAUCCAGGACCUCUAUACCAGGCGGUGUCAGAGGAAAGCCCUCAAAAUUGUCAAAGACUCCAGCCACCCUAGUCAUAGACUGUUUUCUCUGCUACCGCACGGCAAGCGGUACCGGAGUGCCAAGUCUAGGUCCAAAAGACUUCUCAACAGCUUCUACCCCCAAGCCAUAAGACUCCUGAACAGCUAAUCAUGGCUACCCGGACUAUUUGCACUGCCCCCCCCACCCCAUCCUUUUACGCUGCUGCUACUCUGUUAAUAAUUUAUGCAUAGUCACUUUAACUCUGCCCACAUGUACAUAUUACUUCAACUACCUCAACUAGCCGGUGCCCCCGCACAUUGACUCUGCACCGGUACCCCCCUGUAUAUAUAGCCUCCCUACUGUUAUUUUAUUUUACUUCUGCUCUUUUUUUCUCAACACGUUUUUUGUUGUUGUUUUAUUUUUACUGUAUUUGCACUGUUGGUUAAGGGCUGUAAUUAAGCAUUUCACUGUAAUGUCUGCACCUGUUGUAUUCGGCGCAUGUGGCCAAUAAAAUUUGAUUUGAUUUGAUUUGGUAACACUACGACGUGAAGGACUGAAAUCCUGCAGCGUCUGCAAGGUCCCCCUGCUCAAGAAAGCACAUAUACAGGCCCGUCUGAAGUUUGCCAAUGAACAUCUGAAUGAUUUUUUUUUUUUUUUUUAUAAAUGCACUGUUGGUUAAGGGGCUGUAAGUAAGCAUUUCACUGUAAUGUCUGCACCUGUUGUAUUCGGCGCAUGUGGCCAAUAAGAUUUGAUUUGAUUUGAGUUGAUGCAUCGUAUAAAGAUAUGACCAUGACUCCGUCUCUCCCCAGGCCCCAACAGAACCUCCAGUGACGGAGGUAAAGGAGGUCCUAUCUGCUCCAGACGAGCCCAGCAUCGAGGAGGCGUGUUUGGCCUUGGAGGGCCACCUGGCCCCCUCUCUGGCCCAACUGGACAGCAGCAGCUCUUUCAGCAGUCUGGAGGAAGAGGACCCAGAAGCAGAAGCAGAGGAUCAGUUCUUCAAACAACCAAACCCCAACCCUCAGCGCCGUCCGCCCCUUGUGCGCUCGCGGGGGGGUCACGGAGGCCUGCAGAGGAUGAGCGCGGCGUUCGUGUGUUUCUUCGCUCCGGAGAAGAGGCUCGCCAGGCUGGUGGAGGAGCUGUCCAGGGACCGGAGGUCAGCUAAACCACAUAUAAAUAUAGAGAGAGACUUUGGGAAAACUUGACGCCAUGUUAGUGACUUUGAGCAUUCAAUUUAUCUUUUCAUGACGAUUUUGGGGGAAUCUUGUUCUAAUCCUACACAUUCAUUUACGUGGCAUUGUUUAAAAUUCCUAAAUGAACUGCUAUUGAUUGAUAUUGCCCAUGGGGAGCUAACAUGGCUUCCAUGGAAUUAUGUAGUGUCAUGUAAAUGCAUCAUCAUGUUUUUGGUCGAAACCUCAAUGUCCAAACUCUCUCUGUCUCUGGAGGUCUGCGUUUGGUUCCCUGGUCCAGGAGUUCCUCCAGAGGCAGAAAGAGGAGCUGAGAGAGGUCCUGGCCCAGGCUGCCUCUUCAUCAUCAUCGUCUUCCUCGCCAAAGUCCUCCUUGGCGGUGCUCCAGGGGCUGCGGCGCUUCCUGUCCCAGGCCAAGAGCUUCCUGCUGGACAGCGGAGAACUGUCACCCCCCCUAGAGACCCUGGUGCCUGACAACGAGAAAGGUACCACCAUUGUCACAUCUAAGGAUGCAAGAAAAGAGGGAGGAAAAAAGAAAAAGAGAAGGGCGGGAAGGAAGGAGUAAGAAGAAUAUAUCAUACGAAUGGGAGAGAUACUGAGGAGAGGCAGGGAUUGGAAGGGGCAGGAUCUUCAGUAACUUCAGGUGUUCAGUAUCAAACACACAAAACAGAUUGUUAUGAUACACAGUACAUUACAAAGACAUUUAAAUGCUGCAAAACAAGCCAGUAUAAUAUUCACAAAAGACUAUAACAAAUAUUAUUAUAUAUUAUCAGCAUGUCAAUUAGGGAAAGCAUUACCACCACUGUCUAUUGGUUUGACAGGAUGUAUGAGAGAGAGAGAGAGAGAGAUUUGCGUCGGUGGAGGCAUUUUAAUUUUUAUAAUUAAAAAGAUAUCACAGUCCCACGUGCACUUGAGGAACAGCAUGAUUCUCAGGAGAGAGAGAGAGAGAGAGAGAGAGAGAGAGAGAGAGAGAAGAGAGAGAAGAAGAGAAGAGAGAGAUAGGCAGAGAGACGUCAGAGAUAUCUCGAGAUAGAGCUAGAGAGAGCUAGAGAGCUCGCUAUCUGCUCUCGUCGAGCUCUCUCUCUCUGCUCUCGCGCACCGGCUCUCGCCUCUGCGCUAUCUGCUCUCUCUCUGCGCUCUCUCUCGUCUCUCCUAUCUCUCUCUCUCUCUCUCUCUCUCUCUUCUUCUCUCUCCUCUCUUCUCGUCUACCUGUCUCUGCUUACUGCAUGGUGCUCUCUGUCCUGACAAUGUCAGCCUAGUCAGGGAAGCCUGUGACCCUCCACUUCCCCCUGUCCCUCAGUAAUGAAGAAUAAUUUCCUGACUGAACAAGUGUGUGGUGUGUGUAUAGGUCUGUGUUGUGUGUAUGGUUGUAUAGAACUGGUAAAUUGUUAUUUUAGAUACAUUUUUGAGAGUUUGUGCUCUGAAAUAAAGUGUAUAUUUCAUACAAUAUGUUUCCUUAUAAUCUUCAACUACUACUGUGUGUAUGCUUAUGCAUGUUUGUUUGUUUGUUUGUGUGUGUACGUACCUACGUAUGUGUUCCUCCAUGCAGACCUAGCCCUGGAGAAGGCCAUGUUCGGCUGUGUGCUGAAACCUCUGAGGCUGCUGCUAGACCAGACCCUCCUCUCCCUCCACAGACAGGACGGCUCCACCCAGCACCUGGUCUCUAGUCUCCUGGCCUGCCAAGAGGGGGCGAUGGAGCGCCUCGGAGUGCUGGUGGGCGUGCCCGACACCCGCGGCGUGGAGAGGGUGAGGCAGAAGCUGGGCCUCAUGCAGCGCACCCACUCACCCAUAGACAAGGUGCUGCUGCUGCUGCAGGUCUGCAAGUCGGUCCAGAAGGCCAUGGGGGCCCUCCAAGACGGUGGUGAGUGGGCCUUCACUUAGCCUAAUCUGAAAUGUAAAAUAAAGUAACCACAGCCAGUGAUUAUCUAUUAUAAAUAUUAACAUUGUAAGGACACCAUUUAUUUGCCUGUUAUAAUCUAGAAGCUGUUAUCAACUGUCAUAAUCAAUCAAUCAAUCAACUGUUAUUAAUCAAUCAAUCUGUUAAAGCUGUCUUGUGCCAUCCUCUUCCUGCUCCCAGGACAGGAAGUGAGCUCGGAGGACUUCCUGCCAGCGCUGUCCUAUGUGAUAGUGAUGUGUAACACGCCUCAUAUCUUACUGGAGGUGGAGUACAUGAUGGAGCUGCUGGAGCCCUCCUGGCUCACUGGGGAGGGUACGCACUACAUCCUAACUACACCCCUUAUAGCCUACACCCUAACUACACCCUAUCUACACCCCUUAUAGCCUACACCCUAACUACACCCUAUCUACACCCCUUAUAGCCUACACCCUAACUACACCCUAUCUACACCCCUUAUAGCCUACACCCUAACUACACCCUAUCUACACCCCUUAUAGCCUACACCCCUUCCACCUUAAUACAACAACACCCUUCCCAGCUAGCACAUUUAGAUGUUGUGGGAACGUAUGUUUUUGUUUUCCCAUUUGUUGUGGGAACAAAGCCAUACGUUUCCUGACUGGUAAAAUUGAAAGUGUUUUAAACGUUCUGAGAUCAGAAGUGAACAUUUAGCCUGUUAUGGGAACAUUUAUUUUUAGGUUGCAGGAAGUUCUGAGAACGUUAAAGCUUACCGCAUGCUUCCCAGUCGAAACAGUUCCAGCAUAUAUUAUGAUGACAUUUGGUGCCAUUUUUGUUUCCUGGGAGGUUUUAUUAACACUCUGAUAACUUCCUUAAAACAUUCACUGAACGUUUCAAUAAGACUUUUAAUAACACUGCUAGCUUAUUUUGGGUUAACUGUUUUGAACUCCAAGCACAGAUAGGACACAUGGAAAUGCAUUUUCUUAGGCAUUAAUCAUGAAAACACAUUCUUUUUGGACUGUUCCCCUUUUGUUCACUUUUGCUCCUCUAUUGUUCCUUAAGCAAGGGGGAGGCCGAUUUGCAUCAGACCAACUCCUUGACUGCCCUACUUGUAGUUGUGUCUAAAAAACACUAUUAUGCUCAAAACAUAUUUUUUUGUGUGUACUUUACUGUAUUUAUACUUGGGAUAUUGCCUUUCAACAGUAAAAGUUCAAAAAUCGCUGGAGGACGUCUUUAGGAUCAGGUGUGGCCAAUUAGUGGGAGCAGCCAACACACCUGAACAUACUUAAGAUGGAGGAUAGAGUUUUGUUGAUGCUGAGAGCGGAAUGUACGUUUUUAAAUAACAUUCUUAGAAUGUUCCUCUGAACGUUACUAAAAUUUUCUUUUAGUUUCUAUGGAUGAAAAAAAAGAAGUUUUUGGAACAAUUUGAGAACAUGACUUUAAAUAGAACCAUGUAGGAAACGUUAUGCUAAUGUCUUGAAAUUCCCACAGAAUAACUUUGUUUCUUAACGUUCUUGGAACAAUUUGAGAACAUUCCCAAUGUCAAACCAGUUGGAGAAUGUUCCUAGAAUUUUACCAAAAUUGAAAUUAAAUGUAUGUAAAUGUAAUUUUAACUUUUAGGAAAAGUUCUGUUAACCCUAAUUCCUCCUGUAAGUUGCUCUGGAUAAGAGCGUCUGCUAAAUGACUCAAAUGUGCUUGAGGCGUCGCUAUAGACCCGGGUUCGUUCCCAGGCUGUGUCACAACCGGUCGUGACCGGGAGUCCCAUAGGGCGGCGCACAAUUGUCAGAGCGUCGUCCGGGUUAGGGGACGGUUUGGCCAGGGGGGGCUUUACUUGGCUCAUCACGCUCUAGCAACUCCUUGUGGUGGGCCGGGCGCCUGCAGGCUGACUUCGGUCGUCAGUUGAACAGUGUUUACUCCGACACAUUGGUGCGGCUGGCUUCCGGGUUAAGCGGGCGGAUGUUAAGAAGCGCGGUUUGGCGGGUCAUGUUUCGGAGGACGUAUGACUCGACCUUCGCCUCUCCCGAGCCCGUUGGGGUGUUGCAGCGAUGAGACAAGGUUGCAAUUGGAUAUCACGAAAUUGGGGUGAAAAAGGGGGUAAAAAUGAAGAAGAAUAAAUAAAUGUAAAUGAAAUACCAAGAAAAUAACUAUUUUUUUGUCAAGUUACUUAACCCUUUACACUCGUGGGAAUUGGCCUAUAUGGAUAGGGCUAUAUUGAAAUGUUUCUUACAGAAGAAAUAUGAUAAGCAUAUGCAUAACCAUGGUAGCAAUUGAAAGGGAAAAUUAUUAGACCAAAGGUGAGUACACAACAGUUCACAUGACACAAGACUGAAUCCAAACAUUACACUGUUGAUUUUAUGUGUAUUUUACAUUUACUGUACUUUUCGCUGCAUUUGUUAACAACUAAAUCUGAAAAUACUGUGGAUACAUUCAGUAAAAUGAUAAGACUACUCCUGGAAAAUGUGGGGUAGGCGCAACAUAAGACAAAGAAAUGACAAGGGUUUGAGUGAGAGGACUAACUGGUGUCUCCAAGUGGCCACACACCUCUCCAAAGUGUGCACAGUUCCUAAGCAAUUGCAAUGCACUUUUAUGACUCAAAGAAGAGUCUUCAACUACAAGAUGCUAUUUUGAGCUCUCCAAGCUGUGCCACUGAGGAACUAGAGCAAGCAUACUUGUAGUUGUUUUCUUUGGAACACAGCCCUGCAUCCCCACCAUCCCACAAUUACUGUUGUUGUUUGUGCAAUCCAAAAAAUGGUCCAUUAUAAAUCGCAAUCUGGGUCAGCUGGGCAUGAUUUGAAAGCUUGUUCUAUUGCCAACAUGACUACCUAAGUUAUCAAAUAUGAUUUUACAGUGUUAGGCUGGGGUUACACAACGUUGUGUAUCGGCAGCCUUUCACAAGGCCAUUCAGAGAAACAGAUCGUCAUUUUGGUGCGCAUAGAAAGGAGUCUUGCUGCAAAUAUUCUGCACAAUAAACAAAUAUAGACUCAUUCUGUUCAGAACAACCCAGGGUAUGACGCCAUGCCAUCUUGUAACUACAUCAAACAUAUUUAUCAUAAACAUUGACACUGUAUAUGACAUGAGUUUUAUGAUAUGGAAAUGUGAAGUGCACAUUUGGACUCACGGGUGUGUGGCUUGCUUGUAUGACAUCAAAGUGGUAUUUAUUAUAAUCCUCAACGUCUCAUCUUUCAAAAUACAUAGUCAUCUUAAUUUACAGCAUUUCCCUCACUCAGACAACAAAAAAUUUGCUAAAGUUGCCCAGUUAGCGGGAGGGAUGGAGACAACUUGUUGCGCGCGGAGCUUAAGGUCAGAACGUCUGUCAGUCAAAACCCAUACAGAGCUCUGAUGUCAUGUAUAGCAUGUUACUGUACAGCCACUACGUUCCAGUUUAGGUGCUUAUUAGUGCCCAAAUCUGCCAUUUUCAACCCGUAUUUGGGUACGAGUGUAAAGGGCUACAUGUGCUGAGAAUGUUCCAAAGCCAAGCAACUAUCCUGCACCAUUACCAGAAAAUUGUGGGAAGGUUGAAUGCAAAAUAACCAUAGGACAACCACUCUCUCACCAAGCUCUAAGAAACAUAUGGUUCUCAGAACGUUAUGUGCUAGCUGGGUUACCCUCUCUACCCCAAAGGAGAGGGCACCACUACACACUUCACCCUUUUCCUUUAUAUACUACCUCUAAAAGAACAUUGCGGAUAAUGAAGACAUAACUGUGGUCUUGACGAAUAUGUAGAUACCAUUCACAGUCACUGUAUUGACAUUUCGCUGUGCCCCCACCCACUCUUCCAGGUGGCUACUACCUGACCACUGUCUAUGCCAGCCUCUGUCUGAUCCAGAGCCCUGAAGCGAAGGGGGACCAGGUCCCCCCAGGAGGUCUGACCCGAGAGGCCCUGGACGGGCUGAGGGAGUGGGGCCGCAGACGCAGCCUGGAAGCCAAGAGCAACCAUGAGAGACAACAGAACCAGGUGAAACACUAGCUCCUGGGUAAAGUUUCCCCUGGGUACAGAUCUAGGAUCAGCUUCCCAUCUCCAGUCCUAACCUUAACCAUUAGUGGGGAAACUGCCAAACUGACCCAAGAUCAGUGUCUAGUGGCAGCUUCACCCUACUCCGAGACAGACCUGGAUUCAAAUAGCAUUUGUUUUCUUUCAUAUACUUUAGCUGCGCUGGAUUGAGAUGCCAAAGAAAUAGUCCCAAAAGAGCAAACCCUGCCCAUCUAGUACUCCAGACAGACGCACCCUCCUCGUGCUUGUGACCGCCAUUCACCAGCUAACAUAGUAUGGUGGAUAGCUGGUUAGUGACGUGGGGAAUACUGACUCCCUUCAAAUAGCAGCUCGCUAAAACACACUCCCCUUUGUCCUAGUAUUUGAUCCAUCCCCAAAUGAUGACCAUUCACUAGAUUAAAUGGUACAAACACUGUUUUUAGCUAGUCAGUCACGUGGGCUACUCACUCUCUUCAAAUAGCAGCUAGCUAAAAAAAACACACGUACACACCACACACCCGCCAACAGAUUUGCUGUACCGCCACUGAGGGAGAUCAGUGAGCUAGCUAAGUGUUAUGAGGAAGUGGGCGGUCAGAUAGCAUGAAAUUUACUGAGCAGCAGCAACCCACUGAAGAGAGCAGAGCAAACACAAUAUGGACACGGACGGUGAAGAGCUCAGUGACUCUGUAAGUUGCUGCUUUUUAAUGUUGUUUAAGGAUGUGGUUAUAGUAGUGGUUAAUGGGAGAACUUGCUGUGUAAUGUAUUUGAGAGUGUUUAUAAAGGGUGUUUGAGAAUGGGUAGUGUGUGUAAGUGUGUUUAUUAUAUGGAGGCAUCUGGUACUGUUAUGUAAUACAGUGUAUACCGAACGUUUAGACUGGUUAUGUUAUGGCACACUGUAUUAACAGUUAGUAUAGAUGUAUAUAUAUUGUACUUUCAUGUAGACUAGUUCUGUGUAAGUGUAUGGAUUCAUUUUGUUAGGAUGUUAGGAUGAAGGGACAGUGUGGUUUAAUGGAGCUGUGUAUAUGUGUGUUUUAAAGUGUGUGUGUUUUAAAGUGUGUGUGUGUGUGUGUGUGUGUGUGUGUGUGUGUGUGUGUGUGUGUGUGUGUGUGUGUGUUUUAAAGUAGAAAAGUAAAAGUAUAGAAUUUGUUUGAAUAUUAAGGUAAUACAUGAAGACUGUUGGAUACAUAGUGAAGACUGGAUUCAUUGUAGGAUAUUUUGAGACUGGUUGGUAUUGAUUUAUGUUGAGGAAUGAGGAUUUCUGGUGUGUAUAGCCUACAGUAUGUAACGCUGUGUAACGCUGUGUAACUAACAGUAGCCUAUGGAGGCUGUGUAUACAACUAGCUCUCACAGUCUCACGUCAGAAUUAGACCUUCAUCCAUGUUUCUCAAACGUCACAUUUCGACGCUGUUCAAAACCUCAAAUGUCGAAGUGUUUAAGGUUAAGUUUUGGCAUUAACUCCAAAUGUUUUACGUUAGGGUUAAAAUUAGGCAUUAAUUCAGAAUUCUUAAGGUUAGGCAUUAACUCUGAACUUUCUAUCGCUGGAUUCGAACAUGCAACCUUUGAAAAUCAGAGGCAGAUGCUUACGCCCAUCCGCCAUCCCUGUCCUCAACGAAACCUAUUUGAAGGUAACAGUGUUCACUGUUGCCCCUAGUGGCCGGUUUCCACCUCAUCUCACGAUGUCUUCAGACAUGGAUGGACAUCAAAUACUGACUUGUAUCACGGGUGACCAGCCUAGUGUAUAUUAUGUACUGUUUACAGUAUUGAGUUAGUUUGGUUUAAAUGAAUGGAAGACAGUAUAUUAUUUUGAAGCUUUCUAAUCUUUGUGAGUCUUCUGAAGGCUAUGUUAUAAAGGCUGUUUAUGUGAGUUAACAAGAUGAUACAUUUUGUAACUCAUUUUUUGUGUGUGUUUCUGUUUCUGUAUGUGUGUUUGUUUCUCUCUGUGUGUUUCUCUGUGCAGAGGUGUGUUCGGGUACUGUUCCAGGACGGCGAGCGCAGCGCGGUGCGGACGCUGCAGUGGAGAGCCGGGGAAAGCAGCGAGGCCCUGGCCCAGCUCUGUGCCUCCACCUUCGGCGUCUCCGAGCCCCAGGACUACACCCUCUACUGGAGGUCCGGAGGGGAGAUGAGGACCCUUCCCCCCCAGACACAGCCUCAGGACCUGGCCAGCCACAGUGAGGGAGGCCCCUCUCUCUCCUACCUUCGCACAGACCACGACUUCAGCAAGAUGCGGCGCCUGACCAGAGGGGGAGCUGUGGACCUGGGGGAGUCCGUGUGUGAGGAGUGA
Coregonus sp. 'balchen' is the source of this 70325-nucleotide messenger RNA. The record is from the annotation of a GenBank genome assembly. NCBI's taxonomy places the organism in Eukaryota, Metazoa, Chordata, Actinopteri, Salmoniformes, Salmonidae.